Podarcis lilfordi (Lilford's wall lizard) is the source of this 61292-nucleotide messenger RNA. The record is from the annotation of a GenBank genome assembly. Lineage: Eukaryota; Metazoa; Chordata; Lepidosauria; Squamata; Lacertidae.
GGAACAACAGGGCUGAGGCCACGAAGCUCCGGGCAACCCAGGAGGCGGGGCGUAGCCGGAGAAGCAGCAGAAGCGGCGAAAGGGAGUCAUGGUAGGCGGCACGUUCCGUCGCCAUGGCUCCGAGUUCGGUCGUGCUAUUGGUCGCCGCCGUGAAACGGAAGCCGAAGACAGGCGUCGCCCUUUGGCCUCCGGAAGUGUUCGGGGGAAGGCUGUCUGAGAGCGCAAGGCGUGAGGGGGAAGGCCUGGGACGGUGCGCCGGCUUUGAAUGAAUCGGGCUGAUUCAUCGCGGCCCGGCUGAGCGGAAGGCGGCGGCGAGCGCGGCUGUCGGCGACACGGAAGGGCUCGAGCGGCCAGGUAGGCCUCGGGCCCGCGCGUGUGAGGGCGGCCUGUGACGCGGGAGUAGCCGGCGUGGUUGCCCUCCGGGCUUCGUUGGGUUCCCGAACCCCCCUGCCAGGAUGACCCGAUAGCCGCGGGGUGAGGGGCAGCGCCAUGGGAGUUGUAGGCGAGGCAAGGGGCGCUGGCCGCUUCGUCAAGUUCACUUCGCUUUUUAUCUUGAUCUCCAGGAUCUAAAACAGCCAGAGGCGGCUGCGAAAGACGCAGUUCAGAACCAAGGGGCGGCGUGCUUCUCUGACCCAUCGGGACUCGGGUUUCUAAUUUCGGUGGGAGAGAUAUACUGUAUGUUGUUGUUAAUGAUUGUUUAAAAACUGGUCUAAUGUAGGCCUCCCCAAACACACACACACACACAGAGAGAGAGAGAGAGAGAGACGUUGUUAUUAUUGUUUAAAAGCUGGUUCAGGAGCCUAUCUGGUCUAAUGCAGGCCUCCCCAAAUAUAUACACUACGUGUGUGUAUAAUUUAUUAUUUAUUAAUUGUGGCCUGCAUUAGAAAAUAUAUAUUUGGGGUGGUCUACACACACACACACAUAUAUAUACAUAUUCAUAUGUAUAUUCAUAGUCAUAUGUAUGUAUGUAUGUAUGCACACACAUGAAUACAUACACACACACCUCCUGCCCACCGUUGGUUUAGCAGCAUCAUGAGGGUCACGUUUUCCCCAGCCCUGCUUAUACAAAUUCUCCAUCGCUGACUUACUCUGUUGGAAAGUGUAGGGCUUGGUUAUGCCAUCAUAAUCUCUGACUACCGUGUAUUUCUUUCUUCAUCUUGAUCUAAAGCUUUUGCCAAGAGAAGGACAGAAAGAAAGGUCGUCAAACUUUUUAUUUUUCUCUGCCAUGGAUAGUAUUAGGAGAAAAGGGGUUAAAACCCUGAGGUGAGGUGAAAUUUUGCACUCAGGUAAACUGGGAGUAAGUCCUGUUAACUUAGAGGGCUGUCAGCCUCCCGAGUUCAAAAUGCUGCUUUCAACUUGUGGAGUGUUUCCAUAAUUUCAGGUCCUUUUCAAAAACAUGUGCGAUAUUGUAGAAACAGGUGAAGUUUUACUGAGGGGUGCUGUUAAAAUCACCUGAACUGAGGAUGCAGUCCAGUGAUCUCUUGCUGCCUCUGAUAAGAACUCUGAACCCAAUAACUGCCUGUGGUGGUAGUAGUCCCAUCUUUUAAAAGAAAAACCUAGCUAUUUUUAACUGCUCCACCACUGUAGCUGUGAAGUUGUGUACCAAAGAUUUUGUUUGCUAUAUCUUACUGUCUUUGUUUUUUAUUGACAAGAAAGCAUAGUAGUUUAUACAUUUUGUAAGGGCCUUAUAAUUUGUGUAAUCUCUCUUGAUUCUCCUAUUUAGAUAUGUUUGUGUGAGACUCUAUGUCUUUCUAAUGCAAGUUAUUCCUUUACACUAGAGGCCUAUACAGUCGUUCACACUUCAAGAUGAGCCAGUCAUUGCAAUAAUUUUGUAUUGUUCUUAUGAUAUGUUUUAUUGUGGCUUCCCAUCUGCAGAGUAAUAAAAUUCAUGUAGUAGCUUAGUGAUUGUUAGCCAGUGUUACAUUCUUUGACUUUACUAUAGUAUAUUAACUACAACAAACUACUUUUUUGUUUUGUUUGCAUUUUUAAUUAUAAAAUGUUCAUGCUUAGCGUCUUCUGUUAAAAAGUACGAGAAGAAGAAAUAAGAUGGAAAAAGCAAGACAAAAAUUUAACAACAAAAUUAGCCCAAACUAGCUAAUUGCCUUAUGUGUAGCAUUGGAUCUUGUAAUCAACAAUUUUGUUUUUACAAGUAACUCAGUUAUGCUGCAUAUUUAUCAAGGAGCUAGUCCUUUCAUAUGAUCCAAAACUGAUACAGAUGAAUUCUAAUCUGAGUUGGUUUCAUGCUGCAGUAUUUGGAAAUGCCUUGGCAGUUCAUGUCAGGAAAAAGCUCAAGGUGCCUUCUCUUGUCUAGCAGCUGAGUUCAAAUCAAGAGAAAUCUGAGUACCAGGUGGGAGGCCCCCUGUCUCUUUCUGUUGUACAUAAUUGAUAGCUUUCUCUUGUCAUCCCAGAAUGUCUGGGUAGAGAAUGCUCAUAUACACAUGUGGUAGGUGUUGAAGUUAAUUGAAAAAUGGGUUUGUGGCUCUUGUAGCCUAUUAGAGAAUGUAUAACUAGCUAUUAAUAGAAUGUUUGACAAAACCAAUAGUAGAAUGUUUACAUUGUUUUCUUGGCAACGCUUCCCCCAAGCUUAAAAUUCUAAGUAGCAUUUUUGCAUUGGAAUAGUUAUUAAAACAAUACUGCAUUAUGCAUAAAUAUUUGCAAAUACAAAUAUUUAUGAUAAUUGGAGAUCCUGUUGCAUUUGUGCAGAACUCCUGGUGUACUUGUUCAUUAACUAUUAUUUUUUGGCACCUCAACAGCAUCCAUCUGCAAAAAACUUGCCCAUAUGAAAAUGUGAAAAAUGCUUUUUCAGCUUUCAUGAAAUGUUUAACUACUGUAAAUGGCUAAUAAAGGCUUGCAUCCAACAUUUUCUUGGGACUGGUGCAGACUUACAAUUAACUUGGAUUUAGGGAUUGAUCUGAAAAGCCUGCAAAUCUUCCCCUCUACCUUUCACCUUACAUCUGGUAAACACCGCUUGGAAAUGUUACCAUUUUAUUUAAGUUAUUUAUAUACCACUUAAUCGUUAAUAAAAUAAAAUGGGUUCUGCAUUGUGUGACUGUUGCCAACCAAGAUUAAAAUGAGCUAUGGGGUGCUCCUAAACAUGCUUUGAGGACAAUAAUGAAACUAGUUUUUUGAAGUGGAUUUAGGAGCUUCCUUAAGGGUUGGCAGCACUUGUAUGUAACACUGGAUCUGUGUGGAGGGCAGAAGGAGAAAGUUUACUAUUCCUUCAAUCAGCUCACUUUUCACCUCUGGAGCCUCAAUUUUAAAUACAGUAAUGUGGCGACCUCAAAGUCCAUUAUAUAAUUGUUGAUAUGAUUUAACAAUGGCUACUCUGUGUUGCUAAAUAGGCAAUUUUAAUUUUGCUGGGUUGAAUCAAAUUGGUAUUUAGCACCUAUAAAAGUGGACAAUAGGAAGAGUUUUCAUGGGUAAUAUAGCAGUUAGCUUGUGCUUAGAGAGUUACUCCAGGAUGUAUUAGCUAAUUCUGUUUUUUUAUUAGCUUAAAAAUAUUUCCGUACACAGCUCUUCAUUAAACUGAUGUGCAUAUCAAGAAAUAAAGCUUGAAAAAUGAAACAUUACACAUACUUUUGUAAACCAAGAAAUCUUUAAUAAAAAUAUGUUUAAAAAAAUUAAAAAUAAAGCUGAGUAUAUUGGAACAUCAUUUGUUGUUCUAAAUACAAUAUGCAUCUUUCUCUUAGCAUUGUAAAAAUUACAAUUUCAAAGGUAGUUAUUUAAUCUUAAAACCCCUUCCUACUGAAUGCGCACAAAAUUGUCACCACCUGUGCUUUAAAAAUAAACACUUACAGUUGCCCAUGGUUUGAAAUUAGCCAAGCACCAGGUGCAUUUUGCGACUAGGGAUUAGCAGAUUGUGAGCACUUUAAGAAGCCUUGGCGCCAUGUGUGGCGACUGAGACACAGGAAAAUUGCUGCCACCGACCACCGAGGGCACAGGAGAAAUGCCUCCCCACCCUGCACACAAGUUAGAUCGCUGCUGCUUGUGCAGGAAAGUGUCAGUCACCUCACCAGGUUGGCACUGAGAGCUGCUGCCACUGCGAGCAUGACAUUGUGCUGCUUUGCCUCUUCCUGCCCCCCAGGUGAGGCUGACCUUCCCUUUGCCUCUCCCGUGUGUGUGUGAAAAAUAUGCCAGUAUUUGUAAAUAUUAAUUAAUUCAAAUAACAUGGUUUUGGCUACUAUUGUGGGGGCUGAGCCCCAUUUAUGUUUGUGUUGUCCAAUUAAGAAUUGCUUUUAAAAAUAUGAAUAAGAAUGUGUCACUGAUGUGAACUGUGUAUUAAUUCAUGUGUUUCAAAAAAAUAAAUAGAAAGUGUAACUGAAUUGAAAAAAAAUGUGGCUAGACAUUCUGUUGGGCCCAUAACCUAGGUUUCAGGAGCCAUGUGGCAAAUGGCUUUUCUUUCCUAGUUUCUAACACUGCUAUUGACUACAGUGGUACCGCUGGUUACGUACUCAAUUCGUUCCGGAGGUCUGUUCUUAACCUGAAACUGUUCUUAACCUGAAGCACCAUUUUAGCUAAUGGGGCCUCCCGUGCCGCCGCCACACGAUUUCUGUUCUCAUCCUGAAGCAAAGUUCUUAACCCGAGGUAUUAUUUCUGGGUUAGCAGAGUCUGUAACCUGAAGCGUAUGUAACCCGAGGUACCACUGUAUAUAUAUGAGCACUGAAUACUUAAAGCAGUGGAAAUGCUCUCUUACUCUAAAUAAUUCUUGUUCCUUCUGUUUAGGUUGGAAUUAAGCUUUACCUACACUAGAAUUUGGACAUCCAACUGAGAUCAGGAAGAGAGUUGUUUAAAGGAACAGAAAACCGGGUGAGUACAAGGUAAACAUGGAAUAGAUCCAGUUAUUCCUUUAGAUCAGGCAUGGCCAAACUUGGCCCUCUAAAUGCUUUGGGACUACAACUUCCAUCAUCCCUAGCUAACAGGACCAGUGGUCAGGGAUGAUGGGAACUGUAGUCCCAAAACACCUGGAGGGCCCAGUUUGGCCAUGCCUGCUUUAGAUGUUUGGCUGUGUGUUACUUAAAUUGUUUAGGAACGUAAUUCUGUUAUCUAGAGCAGCAGUGAGAUACUUCUGGCCCACGGGUAUAAUUAAGCCAUUUUGGCCAAGCCAUACCCACCUGUCUACACCUAAUCUAGGACAGGUAUGGAGGGGGUAAACUUGCAGCAGGGCCAAAAGAGCGUUUGCGGGCAACAUCAAUCACCUGCGCCCACCGCUUUGCAAGUAUCAAUAAUCAGUUGAUUAUUGAGUAUUUCAGAGAACAUUUGUCUGCAUUAGAAAGCUAGUUCCAUGCUGCACCUAUGGUUUAUGUGACUUUGAAAGUCAGGGGUCUUUUACUGCUAGUUCUUUUCUCACUAAGACUUUUGAACAAAAUUAUUAAAUCUUAGAAACUUUUCUCGUCAUAAAAGUUUAGUUAACUGAGUUAAAUGUUGGAUGUAAUAUUGAAGUUUGUUGGUUUGCUCCAAAGCUUCCAUCAUGGAGCUUUUGUCUCAGUAUAGUCAAUCUGGAGCUACAGUGGUGGUGGUGGGGAGCUUCAUUCAUGUGCAGAUGGUGGUGUUUAGAGCUGCUCUGAUACUGAAGUUUUUGAAACACCACAUUUGCAUAUGUGGGAGCUUUAGCUACAUGUUGGAGCUCACAUGUGCAUAAAGAACCCCUUGACUGUAAUCAUCUACUCAUUCAGAAAUUAAUAGGAAUCAGACUGAAAGGUAGCUUAACACUUUGGGCAAAUUGCAUAUUACAUUCUUACCAACUAUAUAGACACCUGAAUAAGAGGAAGAGAGAAGUUGUAGCAAUCAGUAGAUAUGAAGUAUUGAAGGAUCCCUUUCUCUUAAAUCACAUCGCAGUCUUAGGUCAGAUCUAGAGCAAGCAUAUCUAGAGAGAUGUUCUUAGUGCAGCCUCCCUUUCUACACCACCCCACCCCAUGCUAUUAUCUAGGCCUGCUUGAAGUUAUAUGCCAAGGUAGGGAACUAGAUUGGAGCAAGACCGUCCACUUGUCAAACUUGAAAGAAGUUGCUGUACUCCUCAGUCAGCUGAUUGUUAGUUAGAGCAAACCUCCUUUGAAUGUGUGUGCUGAUUGGCAUUCCUAGUGCACCUUCUAAGAGGCUCCCUUUAACUGGUCACCAGCUGAUUGUCGGUUAGAGGGAGCCCCUUUGACACCUUUCUUUCCAAAUCUCUAACCACAGCUCACUGAAGCACUAACAUUCAUUCAUUUAAGUGCUGGACAAAGCAAUUUGCAAAGGCUCUUAUCCAAAGGCUCUUCAGCAGACAUCAUAUAUGAUGUCAGGUGUAGGGCAGGUGGGUGUGGCUUGACUGCAGCUGUCUCGCGGACCAAAUAGGGAAGCCUAGUGGGCCAAUUAGGCCUGCACGCCAGAGGUUACCCACCCCUGUUGCAUGCCUUCUGCCCUGGAAGCCUUUACCACUCAUCUUGGGAAUGUGGACUCUGUUGAUAGUGGUGAGAGAGACGUUCUGGCUCUAGAGCCUGUUGAGCCUUGGCUCAGGAAGUUUAGCUAUUCUGAGCACUUUAAUGCAUGCUUGCUUGUGCUUUAAGAUAUUCAAGAUUUCAGAACCUAGUAAUGACAUGUUGUACCUGGAGGUGUGUUAGGACUAGAUCAAUAUAACAAAUGGUAGAAUGCUGGUGGUUUAAUCUCUUUCCGCAUUUAACAAGAUUGGAAAUGUACAGAACUAUAGCCCUUAGUAUUUUAACUAAAGGCAUUUAAUGUUUACAGCAUUCUUUUGGUGUAAUGAGUUCAUUAAGAAAAGCUUUUGAUGCUAAUUCAGAAAUCUAUAAUUUGUUCAGCGUCUUUCACAUGUAGUUUUGAUGCUAACUGACAAGCUGUAAGUUAAUUAGCACAGAACUUACUAAUGAGGAUGUUAAAAAAUUUCACUUUUGAAUUAUUUUUAUAUUGAUGCGUUCCGGACAAAUUGAAGGGAAUUCUAUUAUACUGGUGAUGAGUUUUGUUUACUUUGCUAUGCAGAUGCUUUUUCAGGUAAGUGGGGUGAGGAGAAUGUCAAUGAUUUUUGCAAAUGCUAUAUAUAAAAAAAAACAAGAAAUGCUUGUCUUUUUCAAAUCCAGGGAUAACCCAAAACCAAUGCAGUUAAAGUAAGGUUGUUAAUUAGUAUGGAAGACAGCUUCUUGAAUUAAUAUGUGGUGUUAAUUAACAGGAAGUCUGAUGUUGUGUUGUAAUUACUACCAAUAUUUUUGACAUACUGAGUGACUGAAGGUGAAUUAUAUGGAGAACAAUUUAGUAAACAGAUCAGAAUCUAGGUAUGCUUUCUUUUUGUUUCUUUUCUUUAGAAAACAUGGAUAGACUUCUUCGUCUUGGAGGAGGUAUGCCUGGUCUGGGACAGGUUAGUAUACAGUAUGCUAGUUACUUUUUUAAAAGUUUUAAUUACAGUUCCUAAAGUCUUACUUUUAAUCAUCAAAACAAAAAGCCCAAUAUGAUCAAACUUCCACAGACACUUGAAAUACGGUAAGUGCAAAGAAGAGGGUGCAAUGUUGCAUGAUUUUGAGUGAACAUUACUGUAUAUGAAUUAUUGAAGGGGAGCUGUGUAUGUUUCUUGCAGCAAAAGCAGCAACAGGGUUUCUUGUGUCAGUGUGAAAGCAUGUUUAUUGUGGCUUGAACUUUCAUACACAAAAGCCUGCUUUGUCUGAUACAUCAGUGUAAAUUAUUGCACUGUCUUAACUUUCCAAACAUAAUUUGUCUGUGUGCAAUGUGUGAAGUUGUAGGAUAUUUUUGUUAGUCAUGUGGGAUCAUAUGUUCACAGAUGAUGAAUUGGCAAAAUCUGAUCCAGCAGGCAGUGGAAAACACAAACAAGUUGCAAAUAAAACCUUCCUGGCUUAGUGAUGAUAGUUCAGUUAUCAUUCAUAUGAUGCAAUGUAAGCGUGAACAGACCUAGUUUACACAGACCUCAUGGUUAUCACCAUAGCCAUAGUACAAAUUAAAAACAUUGAAAACUGACUGCUGUGUGUAAGGAAAUAGAUCUGUAGUACUUCAACUUCAUGCUUGUUUUUGGGUACAGGAAGAUGGUUAUUUUAAAUAACAGCUCCUCCAAGAAAGCCUCCAACACCUUCCACCCAAUGUAAUCUUUAUUCUCUUUCACAACAAAAUGCCAUACCUUAAAAAGUCCUGAGGUCUUUUUUGGCAAAGAUUUCCAUGUUUGUUUCUAUCACUGCUGCCUACUGGCAUGCUGAUGACCAAGUCCGUAGCAGUUUCUUUUCAAGCCUAUUUUAAUUUAAAGUAAGCUUGAAAGUCCAUUACUUUAGAAUUCCCAACAGAUGUGCAUUUAGGCAUAAUCUAUAGUAAUUUCUCCUUGGAGUGAAACGGAGAAGGUUAGAGGCUUUGUAACUAUUGUAAUGGUCCUUCUCUCACCAAAUCAGGGAAAAGAACACAUUUAAACUUAAUUUCUGUGGCUCAGUUUAUUAUAAAAUUGCACUGCAAUUUUUUGUUCUGUUUUGGUGACCUGUUUUGUAAUGCACUUUCAUGAUGAAAAAGGCAAAUAAGCAAAACUGUUGUUAGCAAUAGUUCUCCAUUAGAGGGAGAGAUAAUGACAGCAGAAUACCUCUGUUUGAAAAAUCUGCAUGAUAUUUUCAUGUGAUGCUUGAGAGUGGGGUGUCUUGGCUUGAGGUCGGUCUGAACUCUCCAGGUAGGCAUGUAAAUGGAGAGGAGUGAUAAAUGAGGAUGCAUUCAAGGUAGGAAAAUAACUGUGGUAUAGGACCUCCACAGGUUUAAAAGCCCUUCUAACCACUGCGGCCCUUUGACUCGUGGAAGGGCUUUUAAACCUGUGGAGGUCCUCACUAAUAAAAGCGUAAAGGUAAAGUUACCCCUGACGGUUAGGUCCAGUCGCGGACGACUCUGGGGUUGUGCGCUCAUCUCACAUUAGGAAUAUUAUUUCUGUCAAUUGCAUUGUGAGUGUGUAGCAGAUAUAAAAAGGGCAAAUUCAGUGCUAGGCAUCAUUAGGAAAUGAAUGGGAAAUAAAAUUGCUGAUACCGAUGUUAGGAUAUUUCCGUUCCACCUUAAAAGGGAGCAGGCUUUGUGAGUCACAGAGUCUGCGUAUUUCCUGUUCACAGGAAGUUUAUGUUUUUGUCUUUGCUUUUGUUCUCUCUCUGUGCCUGAGACACCGAAGCAGGCAGUCAUGUUUUCUUUGUUCUGACCAACGCUGAAUAAACUUGAAAAUAAUGCUCUCCUGCGUGCAUCUUUCGCUCUGUGAAUUCUGCUGAUAGAGCGUGCAUGAGCUCUGGAAUGUGGCAAGCUAUUUCUGGAGCUCGUGUCGCUAAUUGCUGAUACUGUAUCUACGGGAGAUCGAUGGACGUCCGGAGGCGACGUGGGGUCAUGAUGGACUUUGUCUCCCUGGCAGUAUCCCAACAACCAUAAUGCUGUUGUACAAAUCGAUGGUGAGACCACAUUUGGAAUGCUGUCUACAGUUCUGGUUACAUCAGCUCACAAAGGACAUUGUGGAGUUGGUGAAAGGUUACAACAUUUGGUACUGUUCAGUUUUGAGAAAAGUUGGAAUAAGGGGUAACAUGAUUGAAGUUUAUGAAUGGCAUGGAUAAAGUUGAUAGAGAAACAUUAUUCUCUUUGGACAGCUGUGCUGUUCCAUAUGAUUCCUCAGUUCUCUGGAGCGUAUUUUUUGGGGGUGGGGGUUGUUCAGAUUGAAAUGGGAGCUCUGUUCGGUGUCUGAUGUUAGCUAUCAAUACUAUAGCAAUGAUGCUUCUGACAAGUUGAGAGACAAAUGUUGCAAUUAGUGAUAACUUCAUAAAACUCAGAGCAGUGUUUCCCAACUGGUGGUGCACGGACUCCAGGCAGUCCACGUAAUUCACACAGGAGGUCCGUGGCACUAUUCACACAACAAAAACUACCUUAGAGAUAGCAAUAUUUCCAAAGGUAGGGACUCCAUGCCUUGGCUAUUGAAAAACGGGGUCCGCCAUAUGUAGCUAAUUGGGAAUCAGUGGCUUAGAGCAGAACUUUCCAAACUGUUCAGGUCGGUGACACUUUUUAGGCAUGCAUCGUUUAGCGACACAGUAAUUCAGUUUUACUAGUAAACCAGAGGUUUAACGCCUUUCCAGCCCUGGGAGGAGUGAGGGGAGCGUUCGCACGACACACCUACACACUGCAGCAGACACACUAAUGCAGUGCUUUUCAACCAGUGUACCGUGGCACCCUGGGGUGCCUUGAAUGAUUGUCGGGGUGCUGCAGGCCUCUUUCCUUCCAUCCCACCUCUGAUGCCCUCUUGCAUCUCUGCCUCCUAAAGGCUUGCCCGGCUAUUUGUUGCAGCAGCCCUGGCUACAAGCUCUCCAGGUGAAUGGUGCCUUUGGGGCUGGCCAGGGGGUGCUUCCCAGCCCUCUCUGAGGAAGUGUAAGGAGGCACCUCUCUUUGGGGCAGGGGAGGCAGCUCAGACCAGGAGGGGCAGUUGCAGCUGUCCAGAGGACUCUCAAGGAGAGGGGAGAAGAGAGGAGCUGAGGAACACUCCACAAGGGUGUGUUCAAAAAGGACUGAGGGGCUGCUGGCUCUGCAGGCAGGGGGUGGCAUAACUGGGCUCCACUGGGGUGCCACAGAACGAGCUGUGGACUCAAAAACAUUGAAAACCUCUGCACUAAGCUGUUGCAACACACAGUUUGGAAAGCUCUGGCUUAGAGGAUUGUAUGUAAGUAGAGAUAAACCUUGGACUUGCAUACUCUCCUCAAAUCAUAGCUUCUUUGCAAACUAAGAUCACCAAUAACUGGUCUUUGGGUAGUAGUCUGAAUGUGGCCAUUAUCUGUCUCCUUGGGGAAAGAAGGGGCUUUUCACCUCUGAAAGCAGGAGGGGGGACAACCUUUUUCAGGCCAAGGGCCUCAUUCUCUUUUGGCAAAUGCUCCAGUGAUCACACGCCAGGGGAGGGUGGGGCCAGAAGCAACAGUGGAUGGGGCAAUUAUUGUAAAUUUUACAUUAAGGCACACUAAACUAGUUUCUGCACUCAUCCUCGGUCCAGGGAAGCAAGAAACAUCAGAGUUCAAUAACACAGUCCAGCCAGGCAAAAGCACAAAGCUGCAAAGUAAGAGCUUGUAGGUAACGUGGCUGAGGGGAGUUGGGAGGCUUGGAGAGCCACAUUCCGUCCCCAGUCCUGAGAUUGCCUAUUUUUACUUUAAAGUAAUUCAGACUGCCUCUGAUGACCCUAUUUAAGGAGAUACCUUGAGUGUAUAGGGGAGGUACAAUAGAAUAAAUAAGCAUUGGAGCAGAUCUCCCCUUAAAUAGCUUCUUCCUUUGAAAGUGUAAUAAAUGCAACAUUUUCCGCCUUGGAUAUUUUUCUUUUAACAAUCGCAUGCAGAAGAUCAUCAUCAUUUUUGUUUGGCCAUGCCUUUGGCAGGGAAUUGGUGCAUUUAGGCGCUGUCAUUGUUAUAAUGGUCAUUUUAAUUAUUGGGCGUUUACUUAUCAGUUUCAUAAAAUUUAUAAACUGCUUGAUUGUAAAAACAAAAAACCCUCAUGCAGUAUCACUGGAUCUUACAUUAGCUGCCCUGAGCACUAUUUGGAAGGAAGAAUAGGAUAUAAAUUUAAUGAAUAAAAAAUUUUCUGCUUUACAAAAGGUGGAAUUGUGGCUGAGAACCUGGGCCUGGCUCAUAGCCAUUCUUUCCAGUGAGCAGUAUGGGGACUGCUCAAACAAGACUGAUGGCUUUUGUAAUGAAAGAUUUGUGUUGUCAACAGCCAUGUUUGCUCAUGUCUUUUGUGUACAGGGCAGAUAAGGAGAGAUUUCUCCAGUGGGUUGCAGCAGGAGUGGGCAUGAUUUAGGCUUGGCAGGCCCACUUUGUUUUUUUCUAGAACCCCAAGAUCUACUAACAGGAGCCAUGUACAAUAGACGCACAAUGAGGAUUUAAAAAAUGAUUCUGCUUCUGAGUGCAUUCAGAGCCUAGUAAUGUGUUUUCAGUACCUGUAGUGAAUUGAGCUGAGUUCCUGUCACACCAAAAUGCACCCCUGAUCUGCUUUCUUAAUAUCAGCAGCCUAAUUUAGAUGGAAAAAGACUUUUUGUUUUGUUUUUGCUGCUGUUCCAACAAUUUGGAGCCAGAGCCCCUUGCUGUUCUAUUGCUAACCACCUAGACAUUUACCAGUAAAUGCCUAUCUUCCUUUUGCCUACACCUGGGUUAUAGAGGGUAACGGUACAAUUACCUUGUGUUGACUAAGGAUUUGGAAUUUAUUGAUAUAAUUUAUUAAUGUAAAUUAAACAUUUCUUCUCACUGCAUUUCCUUUUCUGAAUUCUGAAAUGUCAUUUCUAGUGCACAAUAGCACUGACAGCUGGUGACAUGAUGAUGCGGGUGGGUGGGUAAAUAACCCAGAGUAACACUGUAUACAGCCCUCAAAAAGAGUAACUGCAACGCCAGCUAAGUCUGUCCUUGACUGCAGAACAUAGCAUCUUGCCAUAUUUGCUUAUUGCAAUUUUGGGUAGAUGCUUUUAAGUGGUGUCUUCUGGGAAUGCAUGUAAAGGUGGACCACUUUUUUUAGAAAGAGGGGGGGGAGGGGUGACCUGUCUCUUAGCCGCGUUAGCACUUCAACUGGAAAUAAAGAAGCAAGAAUUGCAAAUAGCUAUUUUGUUUGAAUAAUGGGCUUGCCAAUUAGGCAUCAAGUGCUUCCAUCUGUGAAAUUGUUGAUCAGAUGGGUUAGCUGGGACACUUCCAGAUUAGGGCAUUGUACAUGGCACUUGAAAACUGUCACUUUGAAAGAGGUUUCAAGUGCUGCACUGCUUGAUUCUGUAGAAACUCUUUCCUUUUUUUUUUUAAAAAAAAGAACUCAUUGAUAAAACCUGUAGCACCUAAGAGACCUGCCACUGAUCUAAAAAUCCUAUUGUACAUGCUGAUCUAAUGCAUGUAGAAGUUGAACUCACAGGCACGGUUUCCUUUUGUGUGUUUUACAAUGACAGAUGAACGAUCUGUUGAAAAAUCUGAAGGCAAGCAUUCUUCUAACUUGUCUUGAACCAUAAACGCGUUAGGCCUUUCUUACACUUCAGGAACUUGCAUCCUGGCAUUGUGGUUACCAGGCAUAUAUUUGUAAAAGUUUCUUUUUAAUGUUCUAUUGUUUGAUUUGAAAAAAAAAAGGGUUUCAGGAGUGUCGUUAAUUUCCUGUUAAGCUCUGCUGCUAGUGCAGCAGAAGAGUAUGGCAGAAGUGAUGUACAUAAACAAUGGUUUCGGUCAUCCAUACCCAUUCAGAUAUGGCUUGCAAUCCUAUGCUAAUUCUAAUUUAAUUUAAUGUGGCAUAUUCCUCAGUCUUGACUCUUGAGUCAAUCUGUGCAUGGUCAGGUUCUAAAGCAUUAAUGAAAAACCCAGAGGAGAGGUGUGCAGAAGUAUGUUGGCCCACCUCUUCCCUCAAGUAACCUCUUAAAAAAGCCAAGAUAUAUGAGGAAGGGCGUAAAGAAAAACGUUAAGCAGUAUCUGUUCUCAUGCUGGGAACUCUGCAUUCCUGGACUGGGCUUAGUAGUGAUCAUCAGGAAACCUUGGGGUCAGGAGAUUACUAUUGUCUCCUUUUCUAACAGGCUAUCACAUCAUCAAGAACACUGGGUACCUUACCUCAAUCAUUGAAUCGGUUCAGGAUUCUGAAAAAAUAAAUGCCUGUAAGCCGCCUAUUGUAUUAAUACCCCUUUACUGGGAAAGGGCAGGGAAAUAAGUUGUUUCCUCCUCUACAUUUCCUACACCCCAAAAAUUUGCAGAGGAUUUCAACCUUUGGGAAGAUUGAGGAAGGCAGGAAAGUGAGUUCUUGGCUCCUAACCUGCCUGCUUCUUGCUAUGUUUUGAGCUAAGCCAGCAGACCCUAUGCUUGCAGAGCCUUCCUCACACAGAGGGAGGAAGGGGUGAAUAUGCAUCUACCCUUCAGCUUGAGACACAGCAGGAUGUGGGAUGAGUCCCUCCCACCCACUCCUAUGGUAAAAUGGCUUCUGUGUGUUCUCGGUGAAAUAUCUGAGCUAAAUGUCAUGGAAGGUUGGGGGCAGCACUGGCUUUGUCCCCUGCAGUGGAAAUCACAAAGCUUCCAUAAAUAUUGAAAAUAUCCAAGCAAGGAAAGUAUACAAGUAUCGGGUUAUUGGGGUUUUUUUAAGACAAGGAUUCAGAUACACACGACCUCCAGUAGACUUUUGAAAGCACAGGCAGCAUUUUUCAUACAUUUUGUUGAGUUCCCUGUAUCAAGCUGUAUGCAUUCUCCCAUUCGUAAAGUUUUACUUUUUUGCAGGUUUAUAUUAAUUGUCCAUUCUCAUGGGAUAUUUUAAAUGAGAUUUUAAGCUUUAUAACAUCCAGUUUUGUAGAAUGUACACAUGAACAGUAUUCCAGGAUCUCUUGACUUAAUCAUAUGUUUUUUAGAGCAACAGAGAAUCUCAUAUAUACGUGUAUACGUAAUUUUGACAAAAUUGCUUCUAAUGGACUGGAGAAGAUUUUUUUUUUUAGAACUUUCUAGUAUUUCUAGAAUAAUACAUUGAUGCUAUAUACUCUUCUUUGUUUCCUUUUUCUGUAAAUUUUAAUAGUGCUUACUGAGCAUAUGUUUUCAGUCAGCUUCAGUGCUCCUUACGGUCUCCUUAUAAAUGUUUCAGAAAGUAAAUUCCCUUCAUAUGACUGUCCACCAGUAAUCUCUACAGAUGGCACCUAAACAUUUGUCUCAUGAAAAAGCAAAUGGACUUAAGUUCUUUCCUCUGAGCCAAAUAGUGGGACUAGUCAUUUUAAGUGUGUUGCAUAGUGUGGAUUGGCAUUUUGAUGCUUGAAAACUCUUGGAGAAUUGCCCUUUUUAGAUUUCUUUGGUACAUUGUCUGCUGCUUGUCGCUGGGGUGUGUUGGCUUCCUCUAGUUCGCUAAUGUAUAUAUCCUUAGCUCUGAAGGACAACAAAAGUGGACAUUUCGAGCAAGAUGCUGUUCAUCUCAUUUCAGAAAACAUUUUUGUAAAGCAUUAAUUGAAAAGAGUGUCUGAGCACAUCUUACUGCUAUGUUCCGUGUGUAGGUAAUAAUUACAGGGGUUUUUGGGGACAAUACUAUUUUUUUUGUGGUAGGUAGAGGUUCUUUGUCCUUUAGCUCACCCUUCCACCAAUAAUAAUAAUAAUAAUAAUUUAUUAUUUAUACCCAGCCCAUCUGGCUGGGUUUCCCCAGCCACUCUGGGCGGCUUCCAACUGACUAUUAAAAACAGUACAGCAUCAGACAUUAAAAACUUCCCUAAAGAGGGCUGCCUUCAGUUGUCUUUUAAAAGUAAAAUAGUUGUUUAUUACUUUGACACCUGAGUUCCACAGGGCAGGCGCCACUACUGAGAAGGCCUUCUGCCUGGUUCCCUGUAACCUUACUUCUCGCAAUGAAGGAACCGCCAGAAGGCCCUCGGCGCUGGAUCUCAGUGUCCGGGCUCAACGAUGGGGGUGGAGACGCUCCUUCAGGUAUACAGGACCGAGGCCGUUUAGGGCUUUAAAGGUCAGCACCAACACUUUGAAUUGUGCUUCGGAAACAUACUGUUAGUGUGAUGUGCACUCCAUCGUCUCCUUGCAACAAUGCUGUCAUUGUUGGGCACCAAGAUAGCAACUGGCCCAACCUCAUCCAUUAAGCCUCAUGUCUGAGCAGGAAUCUGAACUAAAUCUAGUCUCACAUACUGGCUGCAUAUGGUAUUGCUUAGAUGUGUGUACUGUACUUAGAACACCUCCUAUUCCAAUCCAGCAUGGUCUUUAAGAUCAGCCAUUGAAGCCUAUCUGAUGGUCCCUGUCCAUCACAGGGUCAGCAGUGCAAGGACCCAUAGUAGGGCUUUAUCAGUGGUGGCUCCAAAACAUUGGAAUGUUCUUCCCACUGAGAUGUGUUUCACCUCACCACUACACUCCUUUAGGAGGAAUGUAAAGAUAUACCUUUUUGGCAGGCUUUUGGAGGUGAAGUGUAACUUGUUUGAGGGCAGUUUUGUAUUGCACCCAUUGCUGUUUCAUGAUUUCCUCAUUUUAGUUUAUGCUGUGUCUACUUUGUAUUGAUGUUUUAAUUGGCUUUAGAAAUAUGUAGAGGUGUGUUUUAAUAUGCUGCACAUUGCCCUGUGACCAUAUGGUGAUGGUGGUAUGGAAAUAUCUAAAUACAUGAACACCCAAAUUUUCCCUGCCUUGCAAAUAUAAAACAUGAGCAGAGAUAAAACCAUAGGAGUGUACAGAUGAUUUUAACGACUAUUGGUGGGAUUAAACACAAACUUUACCUUGGGAUUUUAGCAUAAUUUAACCUUUGUUAAGAAAAACCACUUGUCUUACACUCUUUUCCCCCAAGUAUACAGAUUGCAAUGCCUGUGUGUGUGUGUGUGUGUGUGUGUGUGUGUAUAUAUAGUUCUGAAACUGCAUAUAGGGAGGUAUGCAUUAAUGCUUUAAAAACCCUUUAAACUUAUUUUUAUUUUUUAAUGAAUAAGUUCCAUGAAUAAUAAAAUAUAAAUUAUACACGAUAUAGAGGGGUUCUUCUUUAGAGGCAAGUGGUUUAACACACACUCUCAAUUGUCUGUAGGUGUAACAGCUGAAAAUCUGCACUCCAAGAGUUAAGUCAGCAUGAAAGAAUUCAUUUCCACUUUAAUGACCUAGCCUUGCUGGGUUAGGACGAUGGGGAACAUGCUUCUGACUUGCACUCCUAUUGCCAAUUAACACCUCCUAUAACAGGUUGUCUCAGCUAGUCAUUGAAGCAGAGGCAGUAGAAAUAGUUUACAUGCAUCUUGUUUUUCGCACUAGUUGUUUAAUACUCACAAAAUUAAGUAUUAAAAGGUUCCCUUUUUUACUUUGCUGGGUAAGAAUAAACAUGACAGUGUUGGAUAGUUGUACAUUUGCUUGUGUCUGUUUUGUUGUGUUUAUUUUUUUAAGGGGUUUUAAUUGUGAAAAUAAAGGUUGGAGUUGGUUCUAAUCUCACCCUCUCUCAUAUAAGAAUUUAGUUUAGCUGCGGAGAGCUCAUUUGUACUGAUUUCGGCAUCAAUUGGAUUUUUUUUUAUUGUCCCAUUUAAAAAAAAAUGUUUAUGGGCUUUUAAAAAAAGAAUUUUUAAAAGUACUCUGGAGUAAGACAAUACUCAGAGUGAAGUAUCAAUUUUUUCUCUCCAGGUUGAUGGUGUUCAUUUUUGUAGCUUUGUCAGUUGUUUAAUCUUGCAUCUCUUGUAUUUAAGAGCAGAAAUGCAUGAUGCAAGUGAAGGGCAGUGUUCUAAAGUGACUCAUGAUUAAUCAGCAGGUAUUCUAAUAACAUAAUAAAACUGGCUAAAUAAUUGAUACCAGUUCACACUAAGAGAAAGGUGGAGUAAUAUACCUAAAAGUGUUAACAAAUUUGCUAAAAGGCCUGAGUAGGUAACACUCUGAGGCGUUAGUUUUAUGCUGUUAUAAUGGCAAAUGCCUUUUUUUAACACUUAGUCAACAAGGGCUGCCCAAGGAAAAGUCACAGUUUUUAUAACUGGAUCAUAUCUGAAUGCUCCUGAAGAAAAGUAGUGUCUCGUGUUAACCCCAUUUGAUUGAUUUGUGAGCUGAUUACGUUAUCUUUGCUCGUUUGGGCUUUUGGAGGCAUUUUAUGUUGCUAAAUGUUGAUAAAAGAAAUGAAUUUUAAUAGUGUGAGUCUACCUUAAAUCCUCCGUUCUUUAAUAAGCGAGGGCUUAAAAGAAAUGAUUGAUACGGCUUACGCCUGAUAUGAUUGCCCUGCAGGCAGGUCAGUUCACUGACUAACACUUGGUAGACAGUUUAGUCAGGAAGAAGCAUCUGUUUCUCCUCUUAAAAGUAUAAUCGGGAUUGAUUUUCCCCCUUUCCUUUGUAAUGCAUUGGGUACAAAAGAACUUUAAUGUUGGGUUUUUAAAAAUAAAAAUAAAGUUCUGUUUUUUUAAUGGCUUAUUUUAGUUAAAAGUAAAGGACCAAAUUAAAGGCUUGCUUCAGUUUCAGUCCUUGGUGGUGGUGGUGUUAGCACAUUGAAUCUCAGGGGAAUUUGAUGCAUCUGGUAUAUCGGAGAAAAGUAUAUUUACUUUUUGUCACCUUUGUAGAUUACUGGUUGGAAUGGGAAAUGACUGGCAGAUGAGGGUUGAUGUGUAAUCUAACAAUUCAGUGUUCAGGCUGCAUGCACCUUCAUUAACAUUGCUGGAAGGUAAAAAGGGGGGCAGCAUGAGUCCCCCUGACAGUUUGGGGUUUAUAGAUAUAUUUUGUUAACAUAUUAACAAGCUUACAGAUAUGCAUAGUAGCGUGCAAAGGAAUUGGUUAUGGUAUGGAUUUAAGAAGGUUCAGUGCUCCUUGCAACUUUCAGAGGGCGUUCUGUAGACACCAUUCUUCAGUAUAAAUUAAAUAAUCAGCUUUUAUGUUUAGCUUCUUCCCUUUUUUUUGAAGGAAGUUUGCUGCGUUACUGCUUUUCUUCAUGAGGCUGAACAUUUUAAGACUAGCUGUCAUUGGGAGAAGUUUUUCUUUAAAUUCAUCUGAUUUUAAAAUACUGGUUUAAAUACUUGUCCAGAUUUCUGGCAUUUUGUAUCAGAACAAAAACACAACCAACUGUGUCUUUGCUAUAGGUUUUCAGGCUACAGUGGUACCUUGGUUUGCAUAUGUCUUGGUUUGCAUAUGUUUUGGAUUACAAACACGUCAAAUCCGGUAGUGCGUGUCCUAGUUUGCAACCUUUUUUUGGAUUACAACCCCCCUUUUUUAUUACAAACUAAUUUUUUUGGGAGGCCGCAUUGGCGAAAGCGCGCCUUAGGUUACAACCUGUUUUGGUUUACAAACAGACCUCCGGAACAGAUUAUGGUUGUAAACCAAGGUACCACUGUAUUUAGUACAGGCAUGUCCGAAGUUUGUUUCGGAAGACCUAAUCGAUUGGUUUAAUCUGGCUCCUGUGGCAGUUUAUUUCAAAAUUGUAAAUAAACCUAAAAAAAACCCCCACAACUUCAACAACUUUGGGGUAAAAUCCUAAAAAACCCUCAAGAAGUUCAGUCCUAAGAAAAGGUCAACAACUUUGGUCGGAAUUGGGCAGCCUUUUAAACAAGUCCGCAGCAGCUACAGUGGUACCUUGGUUUAAGAACAGCUUAGUUUAUGAACAACUUGGAUUAAGAAUGCUGCAAACCCGGAAGUAGGUGUUUUGGUUUGUGAACUUUGCCUUGGAAGCAGAACAUGUUGAGUGUGUUCCAUUUGUUAAUUGAGCCCCCCACUGCUAUAGGAAAGCGCACCUUGGUUUAAGGACGCUUUGGUUUAAGAACAGACUUCUGGAACGGAUUAAGUUCGUAAACCAAGGUACCACUGUACUAGCCUGCAGUGUGCUGUCAGAAGAGGACCAGAAACUUUGUCUCUUCUGCAGCCACCCACUGCACUUCCCUGCUCAGCAAUUCCUUGCAUCUCUGGCUAUAAAGCUUGUCCUUAAAUACAAGACUGCACUUGGGAUUGCAAUCAUAUGUCCAUAUACAGUGGUACCUCGGGUUACAGACGCUUUGGGUUACAAACUCCGCUAACCAGGAAGUGGUUGCUCCAGAACUUUGCCCCAGGAUAAGAACAGAAAUUGCAUUCCAGUGGUGCAGUGGGAGGCCCCAUUAGCGAAAUGUUAAGAAGUGUUUCAGGUUAAGAACAUACCUCUGGAACAAAUUAAGUUCUUAACCCAAGGUACCACUGUACAGUUGAAUGUGUUUUGUUUUGUUUUGUUUUUAAAGUAAAUGUGAAAACGUAUCCACAUUGGCAACAUUUAAGGGUAGCCAUACUAAGCAAACCUAAGAAGUAUAAUUGAUAUAUAGCAGUUCUCUAUCAAUUAGAAUAUUUGAGAGUAGGAUGUAUUGAGUCUGUAUUUUGACUGAUUGAGUGCAUUGCACUUUUGCUAUGUAAAGUACCUUAGGGAUAUUAUCUUUAGCAGUUCUAACAAAGUAGAGGCGGGGUAGUGUGUUCAUGCAUAGUGACAACUUGUGGCUAAAUUAAGGGACGUUGUGAACACCACUGAGGGCAAAGCAGCAAUGUGUGAAGGCCUAGAGGGUAGAAAGUGUCGUUCCACUUCACGUAAAAAUAUGAAAUACUUGAACGACUCACAUUCUAGUAUUAGCUGACUGCAGCAAUAGCGUUGGGCAUAAACAGGCAUUAUAGUUGAGUUUUUAAAAAGUAGCACUCUUAACUAAGUUGCUAUAAACGUCAAUAGUACUAUGUAGUAUAAGUAUCAGUUGAGAGAUUGAUUAAAUCAGAAUAUUUAGCAGGUAUUCUGAGCUUUUUCAAGAGGCUAUAGAAAUAACUAUUGCAGUUUUACCCCAAAAAGGUUUGGGAUUAUCUAAUGGCCAUUGGUGGCCCAAAGUCAUGGACAAUGGUAUGGUGUGAUAGAGGUCUCUGUAGGCCAGGGUUGCACAUCCUGCUGCCCUGCAGGUGUUUCUGGACUACAACUCCCAUCAGCCCCAACCAGCAUAUGGGAUGAUGGGAGGUGUAGUCCAACAACAUCUGGAGGGCCGCAGGUUGUGCACCCCUGCUAUAGGCCAUUGGCAAGAAGUUACAAUUCCCUUUCCUUGCUUCUGUGCUACUGCCCCCUAGAUCUCAUACUACAAAUAGUUUCUGUCCUUGCGGAAAAUGUUCUACCAAAUCCCAUUAUGCUCCUUUGCCCCUUUUUUAGUUUCCAGUGCCUUUUUUUUAUACACACACAAACACAUACAUCUUUUGCUCAAGUUACUUACUCCAAAUUAUCUUCAGUAUGUUGGUUUUCCACACUAUUCCAGCUGAUGAUAACGGGUUGUAUCCAGUUAAGUCAUCUGGUUAGUGCCAUGACUUCUGCCUAGGGACUUGGCCUUCCUCUUUCUGUACCCUGCACCAAUCUGUUGGGGAGCAGAUUUGGAGGGGCGCAAGGCUAGUUGUGAAAGUGGAAGUCCUUGCACCGAAACAAAGACUUUGUUGGAUGCAACCCAGUGGUGGUAAGCACAAGUCAUAAAUUAAAAGUUGCUAAUCCUUGCCUUCAAGUUCCCAGUCUAAUAGAUAUGAUAACAAAAGGAACAAAUUCUCUCAAUCCCCCUUGGACUGCAGAGCUAAAGGGCAGUGCAUGCUGGCCUCUGCUAUAGGUUGGGGACCAAAGGUCCCUGGGAGGCUGCACUCCCAUCCCAUCAGCCAGAGAAGGAGGAGGAACUUUGCUUCCCAGGACACUGCUGGAAAGAAUACUGAGCUCCAUGUGCUGUGGGGCUGCAGAAGAAUCGGGGACAAAGAGCCACCAACUGCUGUUCAAGCAAGAACACCAUCAAGGUCUGGCCAGAAAUGGAUAGCAAUGCCUCCUCACGGUUGCUGAUUCAUGCUGGCCUUAAAUAACUGGUGACCUCCUCUACCUUUUCACUCCAUUCCCCUUUCCAUGUGUGACUUUGUCUUUUUAGCUAAUAAGGAUUUUUUGCUGCACAUUUUGGUUUUGAAAUUUAUUAUAUCUUUCAUUGUCACCUGAUAAUUUAAAGCCAGUCCGAAACAAUAUAUACGGAAAUUAAUAAAAAAAAAAUUGCAUAAAUCUCUGCUACCUUAUAAGGGAAAUGAAAAGCAAAUGAACUAUUAACUUGCAGACACUUUAGUAACGCAAAAAGAGAGUGAAAAACCACAACCAUUUUAAUACAUACCCUAUGAAAUAAAUUUUCUCCAAUUUUUCUCCCUACUUAUUCUUUAAAUAAGUCAGUUUUGCCAUUGACAGCAUAUGUGGAAAACCUUUUCAUAGCCAUUUAGUUGCAGAUGGAAUGGAUGGCUGCCUCCACGUUGACAUAUAUAUAAUCGUAGCAGCAGUUAUCAUAUAUGAUAUUAAUUCUUUGUUGCAGUCUUACUGGACGCUUCACAUAGUUUAGCAAGAACAUAAGUGGUUGGCAAGGAACUUUGUACCCAAAGAUUUUGAUUAUUUGAAUACUGAUCUUUUCCCAAACUUUUUUUUGCCAGUUCCCACUUCCACCACACAUGAUAAAAAAGUCUCCCAAUUAUAUUCCACAUUUCAGACAUUUCAGUGAAUAGUUUUUAUUGAUUUUUUAAAAUUCCGACAGUUGUUGUAUGCCACCUACUCAUCCAUCCGCAAUUUUCUCUUACCUUCAUAUUCAGUGAAAAUUUAUGUCCAGCUUGUAAGCUUGACAGCCGCCCUCAAUUGAUGUGAGCUACUAUGGAAGAAAAUAUUGUCUGGGAUUGAAGUGGGAUUGAAAUGUAGGAAAUAAGUAGGAAUGGGAAGGGAGAGGAAAGCAAGCAUUGGAGCAGCUUCUCAUUCACUGGUGGAUGGGUGGGACCAAGUUGCCAGGAUGCUAUUCCUGGGAGGCAGGGGUUGCAGUCUUCUAGUGGCUGUUGGUUCCCUGGUCAGUGGUGGAGUUCAGAGUAUGCCUCCCCUAAGUCUCUGCAGUCCCAAAGAAUUACGAUUAUUAUUUUCAUAGUGCCUUUCAGAAAGCAUCUAUUAAUGCAGAGUUGCACAGCCCAUUGACAUCAGCUGAGAGUUACUGUUGUAAGUUGCAGCUCUUACAGUGAUGUUAUUUGCAGGGACUUCGGGCUGGUCCUUGUCCACUAAGGCCCCACUUCGUUGGAAUUCCCUUCCCAGGGAAGUAAAUACUCGUUUUUGCUGUCAUUGGAAGGCAUGUAGAAAGCCUUUUCCUGUUUACACCAACUGCUCCCCCACACACACCAAAAAAUUCCCCAUUAAUGUACAGUACUGCUACACUUUUUGUUUUAUUUCCUAUUUUUAUGGAUUUUUUGCUGCUUCAAAUAUAAUUAAAAGAAGCGAGACAACACUAGAAAAUAAAAAUAUCACUGAUUUUCUUCAUCAUCCUUGAUAAUCAAUAUGUACAAGCUAUUCUCUGUGGAGUUUAUUCUAGGUUUACCAGUCACGUUUAGGAAAAGAUUUAGUACCACUGUCAUCAUUCACAGGAAGCACCUUGCUUCCCAGGAAGGGCAUUUUUCCCCUCUCAAAUGCUAGUUGGCAUUCUCCACUUGAGCAAUACACAGCACUGGCCUCGGCCAUCAUUCACACCUUGGACAAUUGUGCUAAUUUUUUAUUAGCUACUCAUGAAGCAAAGAGCACAGUAUUUUGUUCACAGCUUUUCCACCUAGGGAUUGGAGGUCCAUUUUUCUCUCACUGCACCAGUGGAUCUGCAAAGUGCUCCCAUAGCCUUUUUCUUCAGGUCCUCUUUAGCUGAAAACUGACGAAGCAAAGGGAAAGCAAAGGAAAUUGUGUUUGUGUUGGUGCCAGUUAAUCAUGCUAGCCCAGCAGCAUUUAUAUUCACACCACUGUAAGAAACAUGCAGUUAAUUGGUGAAUUGGAGAUAUAUAUAUAUAUCUGAGGAGACUUCCUGCAAGAUUUAAUUCACUAAUAGAACUUCAUUGGAGUCCAAGCCUGUAUCAUUGAUAAGAUUUUCACUAAGCACAGUAUUUUUUAUUUUUAAAUGCUGAGUAUAUAGAUGAUCAAAGAAACACAAUUGCCUUCCCUUAGACUAAAUGACUAGUUUAUAUAGGGAAGUGCUCUUUAUCAACUUUGGCCAGGAUCCAGAGACACGUGUCUGUGUACAUGCACAUGCUAAUCCAAUAAGAAUACUUAGCAUUUGUAUGAUGCUUUAAAGCAGCCUUCAACCAAUGUUUUUGGACUGCAACUCCCAUCAUCCCUGGCGAUUGUCUAAGCUGUCUUGGGGAGCUUGUACUCCCAACAGCAUAUGGGAACCAAAGAUUCCAAAGGCUACUUUAAAGUGUUGAGAGCAUUUCACAAUAUUGUUCUGUAUUCCAUUCAACAAUCCCGUAAGACUGGUCAGUUUUAUCCUCAUAGCUCAGAUGCUGGGCUGAGACCAAGAGAGUGGCAUGCCAAGGGCUACAUACUGAGUUUGUGACAGCGGCAAGGUGGGAAGUAUAGGCUUCUGAUUCAUAGCUCGAUGUAUUAACAACAAAGGAGGGUGGUUUGUUAGGUUUUCUUCCUCCAGCUUGUAGCCCUUGGCCCUUCAGGUGCUUCCCCUGCUAUUCAGCUGAAUCUUAUAGGGAGACCAGUUGGGGACUGAUGGGCAGAAGAGGGAGAUGGAAGAUACUAUAGUAUCGGGCUCUGGAUUCCUCUUGUCUUGUAUGUCAAAUGCUGUAAUUGAUCGGACAGAAUGUGUGCAUGUGUUGCCUUUCUAGAAUAAAACCUUUUAUACAUGAAUCUGAAGGCAUAGUGAUGUGUUUCUUCUUUACCUAGGGGCCUCCUACUGACGCUCCUGCAGUUGACACUGCUGAACAGGUUUACAUCUCUUCCCUUGCGCUUUUGAAGGUAAGUAUUUGUUUUUGUUGGAUGAUAUUUCACAAAGCCCUGCAUAUAUCUGUCUCCACUAUGAACAAGUGAGAGACUUCUGUAAUCCUUGAAUGUCAACAAUAUAAUAAUAAUAAUAAUAAUAAUAAUAAUAAUAAUAAUAAUAAUAAUGUUUUUUAUUCUUGGGCAACAUUUAUUUAUUUAUUUUUAUUAUUUAUUCAAUUUAUAUCCUGCCUGCCCUUCAUCUGAACAUCACAGCAUAAGUUGUAAUGUUACUAUUUUUUAACAUUUUCAUACUUCUCAAAUCCAAACAAGGUGUCUUACUGUCCCAUUGUCUUUUGAAUUCAAACUAUUGAAUUUCUGUCUGUUACUGUGGCAUGUGCCCUUGGGGAAGGGGGUAUUUUAAGUGGUUUGCAUAGCAUGGAGAAGUUUAAGCUGUUUCAAGAAAAUAAGACCUUAUAAUUAAAUAAAGCCAAUUAUAAUACUAAAGGAGUGAAUAUGAAUAUGUAAUAACUUCAUACCUUUGGUGUUACAUGGAUAUUUCAAGUGCAUUUUAUUACAUUACAGAGCAGGGGCUGGGGAAUAAGAGUCAAAUGUAUCCCUUGAAUAGAUUUUCAGUAGAAUUUGAUCUUCUUUCCAGAUGUUGAAGCAUGGUCGAGCUGGUGUUCCCAUGGAAGUUAUGGGGCUGAUGCUUGGAGAAUUUGUUGAUGACUAUACUGUCAGAGUGAUUGAUGUGUUUGCUAUGCCACAGUCGGGAACGGUAAGUGCUCUUCAGUGAGUGAAUGUGUUAUGUCCAGUUGUACCCCAAGAUCCUUUCCUUCCCUACAUGUGUGAUGGUUGUGAAAAGAAUACUAAUGGUUGUAGUAUGUCUAUCCAGGCUGCAAGAAAUGUAGUGGUCUGUUAGGACUGGACAAUGUCAGUUAUUAGCUUUAUAUACCUGGGUUCCUCAGUGGUAUAGUGCUCACAGUUUCAUAGCUAGAUCUGUUCAAUUGCAGAAAGUAUCAAGCUUUAUUGUUUACAUCACAGAAAGUGGGAUUUAAAAUAUAUUGUGCUUUAUCCAUAAUAGUACUUCUGAACCUAUUUAUCAGAUUUGUUUUGAGUGUGGCUCAGCUUAUGUUUCAGAUAUUUCUAUUACAUUUAGGGGUUGCUCUGUAACUUGGUACUAAUGGAACUUGAGUCUGUAGCUCAUAGUUGUUCGAAGGCACAGACUACUGUGUGCUGGUUUACAAGUUACAAGGAUGUGCUCCCAAAUUCUAUGGGAUGCUGCUCCCAUCUUACCUGUAUAUAUGUAUUGUGAAUUUAUAAGCUGCCCUUGAGCAUUAAGGUUUCCAGGAUUUUAAAGAAAUAAUAAUAAAAUAUAUAAACUUGGAGAUAGUAGAAUCACAAAAGCAGCAGGGAAAAGCUAAACGAGAAACCACAUAAGAAGAGGCAUCAAAAUAAAACCAUGUUGUCAAUAUUUUUUAAUUCCUGGAAUUUUUAAAAAAGAUUUUAACACUGAACUUAACAUCACCAUUAGUGUCUGGUGAGCUUCUCUGGGAAGAGCAUACCAAACAGGAGUCACCAUAAAUUAUCCAGUCAUUUUUAUGGGGCCACAGCUCAGAUGGGGGCCUCUCAUGAUAACUACAAGGUUCAGGAAGGUUCAUAUGGUAGAAGGUGGCCAGGUUCAUAGCCAUUUAGGGCUUUAUAGGUUAUGAAUUGUAGUCUCCCAUCCAAGUAGUCUCCCAUCCAAGGAAUUGGAACUGCUGAAGUACACUGCUCCAAUUCCCAAAUCACUCAGCAUAUCUAGUACAAUUCCAUGGUUGAUGUUUCUGAAAGCUGCUACUGUUGAGAUGUCCAAGUAACCAAGGCAGUUUCUGUGCCUUAAAUCAGCUAUCAUGGAUCUGGAUAAUUUUCAUCCAAGAGUCACUGAAGUUCUACAAGAUAUACCUAUUCAAACACUUUACCCAGGAAUUGAAUAUUGGUGAGCAGCCACUAGUUAUAGUUCUUGGUAUCUAAGGAUGUUUUCUGUUGUGGCUGCCUCUCAAGUACUGUAUCUCCUUCAAGGUGGCCAGGACUGCUUCUUCUUGCAAAGAAGUAUGAUUAUGAGAGAGCAUAAUCGAGCAACCAGCUGGUCAACCACACACUCCACAAAACAACUUGUUGUGGCCCAAAGGUGUAACAAACUAAAACGUGUCCUACAGAAUCAGUGGAACAAUUUGUACACCUCUGUUGUCCAAGUCAAAGUGGAUGUGAGCAGCUAUGUCCUCUUAAGUGCUUUGCUAAUAAGUCACCAUGGGCUACUGAGGGUUCCCUCACAUUGCCCUUAUUUCACAAAUCAUUUGGGAAAGUUCCAUUGAAUGAAAUUGCAAGAUGGUGGAGAAUCAUAGUGUUGGAAGGGACCCCAAGGGUCAUCUGGCCCAACCCCAUGCAGUGCAGGAAUCUUCUUGUCCAAUGGACCUGAACCCACAACCCUAAAACUGAGAGUCUCAUGCUCUACCAACUGAGCUACUUUUUCCUACUGAUGUAUGCACUACUGGCUGAUGGAGGAUGUUUUGUCACCAGCAGUAAAUCUGAAACCAAGCAGCAGACAUGAAUACUCAGGAAGACAAAGAAAACGAGUAUUGACUUCUGAAUAUUGACAGUGGGCUUGCCCAGAAGCCUUUUGUAAACAGAGACUACAAAAGGAACACUAAGAGGUGUACAAAUUGUUCUUGGGUUUUAUAAAAAUAUGCAAAUAGUUAACAUUUUAUACAUUUGAACAACUAAAUCAUCACAUAUUAAAAUUAGGUUUGCUGGCAAGUACAAUGCAGAAGCUAUUGUCUGUUCAUUUUGGAUAUGGGAGGACUAAAGUUAAAUUUCUGCUCGUAUAUGAAGUUCACUGGGUGGCCUUGUACAAAUUGUUCAUAGCCUACAUUCGUUCAUAGCCUACAUUCAGUUCACAGGGAUGUUGUGAGGUUGAUACUGCUCUGAGCUCCUAGAGAAGAAGGGGGAGAUUAGAUAUGAUAUGUCCUAUAAAAUUCUUAGAAUUCUUAAAAGGUGACUUCUAAAAUAGCAUGUAACCUUUAUAUACAGGAGCAGAUUGUUACUAUCAUGAACCAUUUGUGUGUGUGCAAGAAAAGUCUUUUCAUAAAUAUCUGUAAACUAGAUUAUUUUUAUGCUGUUAAUCUGUCUCCAAAUCCAGGGGGUCAGCGUAGAGGCGGUUGAUCCUGUGUUUCAAGCCAAAAUGUUGGAUAUGCUAAAGCAGACUGGAAGGUAAAGAAUUUCUCAAUUCGUUUUUAAAAAAGGAAUACAUCAUGCAUGUCCUAGUUUCCUCUUGGCUCAUUUACUAGUACUGCAGCAGAAGCAAUUGGUUUAGUCUUGUACAGCUAGUACAACAUGUUACGAAAGCCUAAUCAUGGGCUUGCUAUCUUGUGAGACUGCACACAGUAAGAUUGCAUCCAACUCUGCUUUUGGUUGGAACUAUUGCAUACAUUGAAUUAAUAUUCAGCUGACAGCUUCCACUCGUACAAAAUAGACUGUUACCACCCCAACUCUGAUUUUUCAGCUAUGGUGGUCUGUACACCACAGUAAAGGUUACCUGAUAAAAAGGCAUCCAAAUAUUUAAACAAAUUUUGUUACUUCACUUGGGGUCUCUCAACGGUUGUCAUCUGCUUGCUCAAAUUCUUAUGCUGCAGCAGAAACUUCAAAAUUACUGUUAACAAAAGAUUCAACAGCUGAGCAGAACAGUGCAAAUUGCUUUUUGACUGAGUUCCUAGUUCUACUGCUGGUUUAAUUGAUAUUUAAUCUUUUCCCACCGCUUUUUCCUGUCGUCCAUGUCUGAAAUGGACAUUAUGCUGUGAAAAGCCAACUUUUGGUGGCAGUGAGUUCGCAAAGGUAUUUGCUGAAGUGCUGAAAGGGUAAAAACUGCAUUGGGAGAUGUGGUAGGAGAUUGAAAAAGUGAGAGCCUGAUGCUACCAAUGCUAAUAUACAAUCCCUUAAUUGAUUGCACUUCUUUGUCACAUUUUAACGUUUUCACCACAAUCUAGUGAGCAGCGAUUUAAAUGUUUCUAAUGGUACCUUUUCACAUCUCAGGGUUUCAUUUCCUACUGAAAACAUCCAUAUUUCAUUGCAGCUUUUCAUAUUUUGUGAUGAUAAUCUCCAAAUGCCUUCUUUGUUACAGACCUGAAAUGGUUGUUGGCUGGUAUCACAGUCACCCUGGCUUUGGCUGCUGGUUGUCUGGUGUAGAUAUCAAUACUCAGCAGAGUUUUGAAGCCCUGUCCGAAAGAGCUGUAGCUGUAGUGGUGGAUCCCAUUCAGAGUGUGAAAGGAAAGGUAUGUAUUAGUUUCUGUUGCAUACAAAAGUAUGGAUGUGACAAUGUUAAUAAUACCUCAUUAAUGAGAUAUUAUUAACAUUCUCAUAUCCAUACUUCUGUAGAUGGAAAUAGCUCAACUUGGUCCUGUAACUGCUGUCUCUUUUUUUCUUUCCCUCUUUGCUCUUGAAGAGCCCUUCUGUGCUUACGUCGUUUAUGAAUCGCUUACCAUAAAAGAUUUGACAAUAAAGACAUACAUAAAUACAAUUUCAGUCCAACACAGAUGAAAAACUGGGAUAGAAAAUAUCCACUCGAAAGCAUUUUGGAAUAGAAGUUUUCAGAAGGGACGGUAGAGACAAUGCAAUUCUGAUAUGUAAGGAGAGGGCAUUCUAAAGGGUAGGUACCAUCACACUGAAUUGUCCAAUUCCUACAUUGUGCAGAGUGGACCUUCUGAUAAGAUGGCAUCUGAAGGAGACCCUUUCGUGCAGAGUACAGUGAUCAGUUGGGUAUAUAAGGGGUGAGGCAAUCUUCUAGGUAUCCUAUCUUGAGCUGAAUAAGGCUUUCAGCACCAGUACCAGCACCUUGAACCUAUCCCGGUAGCUAAUUGACAGCCAGUGCAAGCCUUUUAGCGGCUGCGUAACAUGGUGGUCAGAUUCUGAACCCAGUGAGCAGUCGAGAUGCUGCAUUUUGUUGAUAGGUAACAUCUCUUUUUUAAAAAUGACACCCUAAGGCUAUAAUCUUAAAUAAGAAUUUUAUAUGAAAUAUAUGAAGUGAAAUUAGAAAGCGGGUCCCAUUGAAACUGCACAGUUUUUCUGAAUAAAUGUGUUUAGAGUCAGAUUAGCAGCUUGCCUGUGAUGUAAGCAUUUGCGAUUUGCUAUUUUAGCGGGGACUUUAUUUAAGGCUUUUUCUUGUAACAAUUGGUUGUGUACAUUUGUAAGCAGCCUUGCUCUUUUAAAUUGAGGCAGAGCUUAAUUUUUUAAAAGAAAGAAAUGAGUUCAAAGCCUGGCAACAUAAAUAAUCUGCCCUAUUAGAUUGAGCUGGAUUCGAUCUUUCAUGGAUAGAAAUAACACUCUUGCUUUAUAGAGCAGGAACACAACACUUUGUGUGUUCCAAACGUUUCGGAAUAAAAACUUUCCCCAAAGACUUUGCAGCCAUUCACGUUUUAGGGUAAGUUUGCAGAUGAAUGAUUAUGUGAAAUCAUUAUGAAAAGAGAUUAACUUGCAAAGCAUAUUGGGUUAUAGUUUGUCCUUUGUUGAAAUCUCUUUUGUUCUUGUUUGGUUCUUUCUUUUUUUUAUUUCUUUCUAGCCCCAUAUGCCAUUUUCCUAUUUCCUGCCUCAUGACAGCAGGGAGCAGCUCUAUUAUCACCUUCACAGAGCUGUCUGCAAAUGUGAGAGGCAAUUCGAUUUUGCUCAGCCACAGGGAGAGUGGAUUAGAAAAACUUCAGAACAUACAGAAAUUGGCUAGUUGGUUACUGCUUUAAAAUACUGCUGAGGUGUUUUGUUUGAGCAUGCUUUUCUAUUGUAUUGCAGAAUAGUCAUUAAAUUAAUAGUAUGUAUGGCAUUUAUACAGUUUUAUAAAUAUUUUAAGUAUUUAAGUCUUGUGUUAAUGGUUUGGGGAUAGUAAUGCAGGUGAGCAGCUAAUAUUGCUGCUGUAGUUGUGAUGAGAUGUCAACUUGCAUGCGUAUUAUAAUAACAUAAUAAUUGUUGUUUGUUGUUAACUUUCAUUUUGAAAAGCCAAGAAUGUUGGUACAAGUGUGUUGAUUUAACCAAACAAAAAGGAAUUAAAAAAAAUAUAAGACUCAAGCAAGUAUCUGAAGUGCAGGAUAUUAUUCAGGCAUAUCUAGAGCUGAAAUACUUUCAGAGAUUCUGAGAAGAAGCACUUUGUGCAUUGUUUUUGGUGCUAGUCUUCAGUUUGCCUUCAAGAUCUCUCUUUUGAUACUAAGUAUUGUACCAUUGUUUUGCGUUGUUUCAGAAUAUCUAUAGCUUCCGUUAUUAUUUUUGCCCAUUUAGUAUCGCUUUCUGUAGUAAACAUUGAUAACAUGUAUAAAAAGUUACUUAGUCUGGUUCACCACAUGUUUAAUCGACAACUUUGGAAUGAAUAGAAGAGGAAGUAGAGUUUCUUAAUUCUAAUAAAUACCUACAUAGCCCUUGGACAUGAUGGGUCUGUUAAUGAAACUUUCCAGUUCUGAAGCUUUCCUGGCUGCUGCUAGGCAUUAUGAAGCCUCUAAACUGUAUCCACAGCCAUUUCCUUUCUUCCGCUAAAUAUUUCACUUGUAUCUAUCUCUGCUGAGACCUGUAAGCCACAUCUCAUCUUGCAUUUGUUGUGGGAUGGGAUUGAGAUGUAGGGGCCUGCAAUGAAUCAAGCACAGAGCAUGAUGUUGGAAUAAGCUCUUGUACUCCUCCAUACCACUUACUGGAAAUUUUGGGAGGGUAGAAUGGUGUUGCCUGAGAAGGCUUCCUCAACCCUUCAAGAGGCCUGGAUUCUUUGGAAGAUGGGGGAAUUGAUUCACAGGUAUUCUCGCUGCCAAAUCUCAUAGGGAAUUACCUUAAUAUAUUGCAGCAAUUAGGAGAGAGGACUAUCUCAAGUCUUCCUAGUUGCUAAUGUAUGCAUGAAAAAAAGGAAGUGGGAUUAGUGCUCUACUCUUCCCACACUCUGCUCCCCUUAUUUUGUUGAGCUAAACUUGUAACUGAUCAAACGUGUGUCCAGAUAAAUGACCUGCUGUGUGCGCGCUAGUAGAUCAUUUAAAAAUAGGUAGAACCAGAUCUGGCCAUGAAAUGGCCAUGAACGUAACAAGCCAAAAUCAAUUAGGGAAAAUUAACUUAGUUGAUUUCACCGCAUAAAAUGAUUAUCUGAAGUGGACUUAAUGUCUAUACCUUCUUGGGGUUUUGUUUUUUGUUGUUUGUGAAGGGGCCAUGGCUCAGUGGUAGAACAUCUGCUUUGCAUGCAGAAGGUGCCAGGUUCAAUUCCUGGCAUCUCCAGGUGGGGCUGGGAAAGAUUCUAUCUGAAACCUUGGAGAGCCACUGCUGGUCAAGGUAGACAGUGCUGAGCGACCUGGACCAGUGGCCUGACUCUGUUUAAGGCAGCUACAUGUGUCCUUAUUAUCUGCUUAUCCACUCUGAUGUAAGGAAGAGAUUGAUGGAGAUGAAGCUUCAUUUUAUCUCGCUGUAGAAACUAUUGUACUUAUCCCAGGCCAUAGCGAAUCCACCUCCUAAGCAGUAGCUAAUAGAUGUAAUUUGUUGGAAGCAAGCAAUCUGCCAAAGAAUAACUGCACCUACCUAUGAUGUAACACGGUGACAAAAUGACACAAUGAGUGUAAAACCCCAUACGGGGGUGCUUGCCACAAGUUCAGGUGCCCCAUUAACCUCAGUCUGCCAUAUCAUUUUCUGUAUGUUCUGUUUUCCACCCCAGCAGCUACUCUCACUUUAGAAUCUGUAGUUCCUUUGUUCUUGGUUUGUUGUGAAUUAUUAUAAAGAGAGAAAAUUGGAUACAUUUGAAAGUGCUUGUGCAUGGCGAGGUAUAGUAAGUAAAAUUACAACAUUCCUUUUGCAAAUUGAUGGUGGCUCCCCUCCCCUUGUUUUUCGUAGGGUACUUUGAAGAGGUGAGCACCAUGAGACCAGUUUCCCCCCAGAGCAUCUUAUUUGCUUAAACCUCACAUACAUUUUUCCACACAAUAUGAGGCAUCACAUCUUUACUGUUCUUUUAUUUUAAUGUUGGUUUCUUCCUGCAGUUUUUAUCUUCAGCUUGCUUUGUUCAUUUGUUAGACAGUUUUUUAAAAAUACUGUAUUAGGUGUCCUGUUUCGUCAAAGAACCCAAAGGGAUCAAUUUUUAAAUCAUUUUUUUAAUGUGCACAUUAAAAGAACAACAAAAAAACUGAAACCCCAAUGAAAUAUUGAGAUUGAACAUCCCCACUCUUUCUUUCAAUCACCAAAUGUACGCUAGUAGUAAAAACCCCAGCUUGAGCAUGUUAGCUCACUGACAGAAAGUGCAGUGCUUUCAUUCAGGACCGGUGGCACAUGGUCUCGUCAGGUUGCCCCACUUACCCAACCUAGCAGGUGCAUUCUGCACUAGCUGCUGUCUCCAGACCAUCCACAAGUGCACUACAAUAGUCCAUGCAGAAGGUCACCGGACGUGGACAGUUGAGGCCAGGCUAUUCUAGUCCAGGAACUGCUGUAGCUGGCGAACCAGCCUAAGCUGGGCAUAAGCACUCCUAGCCCCAGAAGCCACUUGAGACUCAAGUGGUAGGUUAGAAUCUAGGAGUACUCCUAGGCCUUAAUAUAUUGCAGCAAUUAAGGCAAUAUAUUGCCUUAAUAUAUGUUUUUUUCAGGGGGAGUGAAACCCCACCCCAGAAGAGGUCAUCCACCUAAUUCCCAGGCACAGGAACCUCCCACCCACACUGACCCUGUCUUACCAGGAUUCAGCUUUAGGUUUACUCACCCCCAUCCAGCUUUCAGACACCAGUCCAGCACUUGCAUAGCCAUUCCUUAUUCAGAUGCAGUGGAGAGAGAGAGAGCUGUAUGCCAUCAUCAUUACUGAAUAGCAAGAGAAGGAAUAGACCCUUGCAAAAGACCACAGCUCAAAAGCCACAGAGCCAAGCAACAGUCUACCAGUAUUACUUUCUAGUAAGGGCCCUAUGGAUAGGAGCAGAACCAUCUUAAUACAGCAUCUCCAGUAACCUCCCCCCGCCCCCAAGUAAUAUAAGAAUGUCAGUGGUGUUAAAAGCUGUUGAGAAGUCAAAGAGAAGUAACAGUCACCCUGCCCUGCCUCUCUCUAUAGAGAUCAUCAGUCAGGUCAACCAAGGCUGUUUUGGUUAUAAAACUUGGUCUGAAACCUGCAGUGGCUUCGUGAUCACCUGGAUGGUAGAUUUCUGACACACACAGGGACUUGUAACUGCCCACUUCAUCCUCAGCAAACCAAGGAGCAUUGCAGGUUCCCUUGGCCAGAUUGUGUGCUUACAAGUGACCAUGUAAAUAGUGGUUAUCUGUUGUGCUCAGAGUGCAAACUACCUGUAUGCAAAGGGGUUGGAUCACUUGUAGACAGCAAAUAAUAAUAAUAGUAAAUAAUAAUAACAACAACAACAACAACAACAACAACAACAAUAUACUUACACCCCGCCCAACUGGCUAGGUUUCCCCAGCCACUGGGCAGCUCCCAACAGAAUAUUAAACAGAAUAAAACAUUAAAAACUUCCCUAAACAGGGCUGCCUUCAGAUGUCUUCUAAAAGUCAGAUAGUUGUUUAUUUACUUGACAUCUGAUGGGAGGGCGUUCCACAGGGCGGGCGCCACUACCGAGAAGGCCCUCUGCCUGGUUCCCUGUAACUUUGCUUCUCACAGUGAGGGAACCGCCAGAAGGCCCUCGGCGAUGGACCUCAGUGUCCAGGCUGAACAAUGCGGGUGGAGACGCUCCUUCAGGUAUGCUGGACCGAGGCCGUUUAGAGCUUUAAAGGUCAGCACCAACACUUUGAAUUGUGCUCAGAAGCAUACUGGGAGCCAAUGUUGGUCUUUCAGGCCCGGUGUUAUAUGGUCUCGGCGGCCACUCCCAGUCACCAGUCUAGCUGCUGCAUUCUGCAUUGGUUGCAGUUGCUGGGUCACCUUCAAAGGUAGCCCCACAUAGAGCGCAUUGCAGUAGUCCAAGCGGGAGAUAACUAGAGCAUGCACCACUCUGGCGAGACAGUCCGCAGGCAGGUACGGUCUCAGCCUGCGUACCAGAUGGAGCUGGUAGACAGCCGCCCUGCACACAGAAGGGAUUGAUCCACUUGUAGAUAGCUUCAACCUUUACUCCGAAACACCUCCCCAUCUCUUACUCAGUGAACCUUUCUAUCCACAAGUGGGUCAUCUCAUUCAGAACCCAAAUGCAAUCCAGACUCACCCUGGUGUACCUUUACCUUCUAUUGUUAAGGGGGUCUUUAUCACAUGGCAGGGGUCCAGACUCCCAUGUAACACCCCCCCCCCCAGUGCCUCCCCUUCAGAAUUACCCCAGUAGACUGGCCCAUUCCUUUCUUUAUUUGUCCCAACCCAGAUAGCAGUUGCUGGGAACUAGGACCAGGUGGUUCCCCCCCACCCCCCCGACAGACUUUUCUUUUUAUUUCAAGCAGUCCAGGCAGCAAUGGCUGCUUUGGGGGAGCAGAGAUGGGUGUCGCUUGCAGCUGCCUCUCAUUUGAUCGCCACAUGCUCCCUGCUGUCCUCUCCUCCUGCAUCUUCAGAAUGUUGGCCCCAUAUACAUGAUGCUGUUACUGCACUUUGGGCCUUGAUCCACUUAGCUAUAGAGGUAAUUGUACAAGACAUAGAGAGGGGUGAGGGAAAGACUUAAUGGGAUGGCAACAUACAGAGAAACAUUCUUGUGCUGUCGUAGGAAAUGACACCUCCUUUUUUUCAUCCAAGUGCUGACUCAUGGGCGAACCAUGAUUGAAAGCUGAAUAUGGGUGAGCCCUCCGAAUCAAAAUCCUGAGCUGAAGAACUAACAAUGGCUGGCAAAUCUUGUACUCUGUGGGAGGUUUGGACUCCCACCAUAAAUAGUUCCCUCCUCCGGUUGGUUGUCAUGGAGUGAUUUUGGUUCUGCAUCUACUGCUAGCGCUGGCCAGGUAUUCUUACAAUGAGUUCCAUCUGUUGAAAGGGCUGUGUCCUUGUGAGCUAGAUAGGACCCGGCCACUGCAAUCCAUUCUGCCUUCAGUUUGUACAGAUGGGGCAGCCCACCUCUUGCUUGGCAAGGCAACUAGGUGCACUUUAUGUCACUGCUACAAAAUUUCCAUUGGAUCCCUAAAUGUUGCCAUAGCAAAAGUCAAAGGGCAGAUUCUAGUUUCAGAAAGCCAUGAGCAGUGUGCUGUAGAAGCAAGAGCCCUUCCCCACAAUUCCCGCCCUCUUCCCUGGCAUCAACCUAGAGUGCCUUCAAAACACUGCCAUCUUUGUGCCAAGUUCCAGUUGCAGAGGGUGCGCAGGUAAGUGAUCUUGUUUGCUGUUCCCUGGUUAUGGAACUGACUUCCUGUAAUCCAGCGCCUGAGGAUCUUCCAGAAAUAGCUAAGGUUGUCUUUUGAUGGCUACAGUUCAGUCAGAGGGCAUUAUCAGCUUCACUGUUAUUACUUGUAGCAGAACAUAAUUUAUAGCAGUGUUUGCCACAGUGCAGUAAGUUGUUCCUGUGUGGAGGCAGGGAAGAAGCAAUAGUGGGUUUAGGAAAGUAGCCUUUCCGGGGGCCUGUGCCAAGGCUUGAAGCACAGAGCUAUGGUGCUGCAGACAGUUUUGCCUGAAAGCAGCCAUCAUGGGUCACCACUGUGCACUCUGAACCAUUCAACUAGUGCUGCCCCCUCUUUUAUUUUUGCGUUUUCUGCUCCCCCCCCCCACCGCUGCUUCCUCUUUCCCACUGUUCCCUGCUAGUGGUUUCUGAUCUCUUCAGUGCACUGUACCUGACCCUAUAGUUGUUUCCUUUUGCUCUCAAAUGAUGCCGCAGGGCUAUCUUUCCCCUAUCUCACAGUACAUUUGCUAAUACUUCUAAAUCCUGCUUUCCUGUCAUAUUUUGUGCUUUUUCAGGUUCUAGUUUUUAAAAGAGUUUUUGUUUGUUUGUUUGUUUGUUUAAAAUUGUGUCUGCUAUAUUGUAGCAUGCAAUAAGUUUCUUCAUGAUGUAAUUUGUUUUGGUGAGAUUGUUGUAGAUUCAUCCAUAGUGCUUUCCUGUAUGUAAAUUGCUUCACAGCUUAGGAGUGUUUACAUGCAGAGUGUUAAUCUAUACACUGAAUAGUGCCCUUUCUUAAGCAUUUUAUUCUUACCUGUCUUCUGUCUAACUGGCUUAUUUGGACAAAUACACAGAGCUUAGUGAAUUGGUUGAGAGAAAUGCCAACAAAAUCAAGAAAACUUAAUGUUGAUUUCUCUGGCCUUUCUGCAUUACUGUGGGCUGUGUGACUGACACAUUCAGAUCUUCUGUAAUGCAAGAAGUUGACUUUGGCACAGAUCUUUGGCUGCUUCUAAAUGCAACUUCAGUUCUGUCAAGUUGACAACUUGGAUCUGAAGCCUAACUCGUAAGCUCUCUUUUCAGUCAUAUCACAAAUCCUCAACUCUAGUACUGACUCCAAUGUCUCGCUUUUCCCCACCCUCCAUUAUAUUUCAGAGUGUUUUUAAGGAAGGAGUACAAAGCUUGCCAAAGACAUUAGUCUUUGUAAUAUCAGCAUGCUAGACUACCAUCUUUGAGCAGUUAUAUAGAUUGUAUGCUUAAGGCACAUUUCUGACAUACAUUAAAGCUAAUUUCAGUAAUACAGCAACUUACGUCUGAACAUUUUUCUCUCUUAACCUCACAAAUCUUAAACACAUGAGUAGGUAACGGUAAAAUUAGCCCUUGGAAACACUUCCAGAAAUGAGCAGUUGCUCUCACCAGAUUGAGUGGUUUUAAUGCCACUCUAUUCUGCCAUGGUCAGACCACACUUGAAGAACUGUGUCCAGUUCUAGGUGCCAGAGUUUAAGAAGGAUGUUGACAAACUGGGACAUGUGCUGCAGAGGAGGGCAACAAAGUUGAUCAAGGGAUUGGAAGCAAAGCCUUAUGAGGAAUGGUUGAAGGAUCUGGGUAUGUUGAGCCUGGAAGAGAGGAGACAGGAGAUAUGAUAGCCAUCUUCAAAUAUCAUAAGGGCUGCCACAUGGAAGAUGGAGCAAGCUUAUUUUCUCAGGCUUAGGAGAGUAGGACCCAAAGCAAUGGAUUCUGACUAAACAUCAGGAAGAACUUUCUGACAGUAAGAGCUGUUCGGCAGUGGAAUGGACUCCCUUGGGAGGUUAUGGACUCUCCUUCCUCGGAGGUUUUUAAGCAGAGGUUGGAUGCCCAUCUGUCAUGGAUGCUUUAGUUGAGAUUCCUGUAUUGCAGGGAUUUGGACUAGAUGACCCUCUAGGUCCCUUUCAACUCUACAAUUCUAUGAUUCUGUGGCAUAGAAGCUGAUACAAGUUGUGAUGCUAGUUCACCUUGCACAUGAAACAAUGUAUAUUGUGUGUGUGUGUAUUGUGAAAUACACAUGCACAAGUGACGUAACCUAAAUGUUAGCUUUGACGAGAUAUUCUCAGCUAGAUUACUGUUUCUCCCAGAACUCCAUUCAGGUGAUCCAUGGAAAGGUUUUGGAAUCGUCAAGAAUUUCUGACUCCAGCUCUGCACUUGAUAGAUUCUCUCCCCUGCCCCACAGAUGAUGGAUAAUCAAGACUGUUUUGAUUAGGGCUGGAUUAUCGAACAGGCUAACAAGGCCCUAGCGUGGACCUAAGAUUUUCAUAAUAUGGUGUUGGUGCAGCCUAUUAAUUUUUCCCUUUGAAAAAUCAGUUAAAGUGGCCUUUCUCAGCAUCCUGGCUUAGGGCCUGUGGUUUUCAUAAUAUGGCCUUGGUAUUGAUACUGAUACUGACACUGAAGAGAUAAGCUCAUUUUAUUAAGUGGUCAGCAGAGACCCUAGCAAUUUUAAAGUCGUCCAUAGAGGGGGGAAAUUAGAACUGCUGGCUUAUGCCUUGUUAGAAAGUGCCAGCUUCACAAACCUUGUUUAUGAUAAUAAACCUCAGACAUGUACCAAGGGCAUUUGCACAAUUUACAGAACUACAUCUAACAAGUGGCUUAAUUCAAGUGAUCAAACCAUAGUUUGGAGGAUCACGAAUAAGCCAUGGAUUCACACAUAGGCUCCUCACCCCAUCCCAUAUGACGUGUGGCUUUCCCCCCCUGUUUAGUACAGUCCAUAUUUCUCCACGUUCUGAAUAUGCAAAGUUUGGGAAUCAGUUUCAGAAAUCUGUUGGCGUGUUUCUGAUUCUCCUUUUGGAAGGCAAGCACUUAUCAGUUAGCUAAUUCAGACAUUGUGACAAACUUUGGUUAGUGCUAAGUAGGUAAUGGGGGAAACCAUACGUGAGUAGACUGGGAAAAGGGGAAGGGAAGUCUUGUGUGAUUAGGAGGGGAAUGAGGAAGUGCAUGCAACUGGGGCUCAUUUAUGUUCCUCCAAACAGUGAUUCCAUGGUUUGGUCGAUCAUCUUAGUAGUCUCAAUGUGGGUUUCCUAAACUGACCAUUAGUAGCAAAUUGCAUUCCAGUACCAGUUUUAUCUUCUGUCCUGUUAACUUUUAACGUAUGUAUAAUGCACAUCUAAGAAUUUUUAAAGGUUUUUUUAUUUCAUCUUUUAGUAUGUGAAGAUGAGAUGUGUGUUUGUCUUCUAGGAGCUGAAAAAGAAAUAUCUUACUUAACAAAUGCAAUUUUUGUAUGCUGAAUAGUUUACUUUUAUGCAGUGGUACUCAAUUAGUGCUGUGCUUUAGAUAAGACGGUAGUGCUAGCUUACUUAAAUUCGAAGGGUUAUUUCAGUUUAUUUCCCUGUCCUAAACCAAAAAGUUCCAAGUAGACUUUUUGUUUAAAAGUAUUAAUUUUUAAAUGCCUUUUACCAUGGUGGAUGUAGAAUAAUCCAUCUAUCUUCAUUAAGGCAAAUAGCCUUGAAACUUGCGGUUUUUCUGUUUGUGGCUUAGAGAUGCAUGCCUUUGCUUGUCAAGAUAAAUGUAUUAUUCUGUAGCUGUCUCCCCUCUCAGUAUGGGUAUUCAGGUUGCAUAGUAGACCUGACCCAAAGCAAACAAAUUCUCCAAGGAUAAAGAAUAAAAUGUGCAUACUCCUAGGAAUCUCUUUUCCAGAGCUAAAAUUGACAUUUUUAUAAAUAAUUUCCAUGUAGCAGACCUCAAACUCACAAUCACAGCAAUUCAGUGAUAUGCAUUUGGCAUGAGUCAGUUUCUGUUCUUAGUGCUUUUCAUUGGAAAUGGCAUAAAAAGUAAGAUUUCUCUGAAUUUUUUAUGCUGUGGGCUUACAGGGGACCAAAGAUGUUCUUCAGUUGUGGUUGUCUGAGUGUGCAUGGCAGCAUAAAUAACGAAGUGGUCAUAAACCUCAGCUGCGCUUCAAGGGUCAUGUGUUCCAUUUAAUUUUUAAAGAAUUUAGAAACCAACUAAGCAGUUGAUAACAGGUCAGUUGCAGGUGAUAAAAGAGAUUUUAGAUGGGACAUUACUUCUUCUGCACCUAGCAUAGCUACAUUAUAUCCUUUGCAAAGAAUUUCUUAUGCAUUAUUAUGUUUCUUCAUAAAACUGUGGCAUGAACAAUAGCUAGAUGACUGAAUUGCAACACAAUACAUUUUUGAAAGAGCUUCUGUAUGUCGUAGGGUUUAGUGGGGGGUUGUUGGGUUUUUUGCUGGAAAUAUAUGCCAGAAAUAGCUUCUUUUCUGAGUAACUGAACUGAAUUAACUGAUUGCAGUUAAUCACCUUAGAUGUUAAAUCUGUAUUUGUAGCAUGCCCUCCCCGUGAAAUGUUGUUACCUCUGAUUGUGUAUAGAUAUUUUUAAAAGUUUUUUUAUUUUUUAAAAAAUACCUUCAAGUAUAUAAACACUUGUAAAAGCUAUAAUUCCACUGGAAGGUCUUGGAUUCUUAAAAACACAACAAUAUAUUAGAAAAUAGAUUUUAAAAAGUAGUAAAAAUAUUCCCUUUACUGGUCUAUAAUUAAUCAUAUUGAAAGAACUUAUUAGGAUGAUAGCUUGUUAAAUGGAUUAUUUCAUGAUUUGGAUAAAAUGUGUAUAGAUGGAAAUUCAGUUGAAUGCUAGAUUUUGACAAAACAAGCAGUAUCAUGGACCUUUGAUCAGAGGACAGCCGUUGAUACAAAUAUGGAAUGUAGCUGUUUUUCAUAAAAUUUUAAAACCAACACAGAUGUAUACAUAGGUACAGUUUUUAAUUUGUAUUGGCAGCUUCAAAAUAUUUAGUAUCUAUUUCUAAACAUUGCAGUUACUAAACAUGGUACUGAAUUCCAUGCAUCCCACAAACUAAUUAUAUUUGCAAGGUCAGAAUGAAUACACAUAUUCAGAAAAAAAUAUAAGGUUAUAUAAAUGUGUCUUCUACUUGGCUGUUAUAUCACAGUUUGUUGAUCUGGAGUAUAAUGUGUACAAUUCACAAAUUUGUCUGAUAACAGAAAGUGGUGUGUGAUUGUGUUUAUUUUACUAACCAGUAUAUUCACAGCAAUCACUUCCAAAUAUCUCUCCAGUAAAGAUGUGUUAAUUACAAAACAGACAAGGUCUUCUAUUAUAUUAAAGCUACUAACAAGAAGACAGCAGGAAUCACACAUGUAAAUAGCAUCAUCAACCCCUAUUUUAGUCCUCUGUUUUGAUCUGUGAGUUGCGCAUAGACCAAAGGUGCUAUUAAAGACUCACUGUAUGAAAUAGGCAGCAUUAUAUGAACAAAAUUUAUUCAACAAGAAAACAGACCUUUAACAUGAAUUUAACAAGCCUGAGAAAUUAUAAACUAUCAUAUGCUGCAGAUUCAUGCAGUGAUAAUAAACAAAAAAAAAGGAAAGGAAGAGGUUUCCUUAAGCUAGCCAAACCGCUAAUGGUUUUGUUAUAAGCUGUCUACUGUUGAAGUGACCUCUGCAAAGUCUCAAGGCACUUGCACUAGGCAGGAUUAAAUCGUCCAGUUGGUGAAAAGAAUUGCUGUAUAGGACAACAUGUAAUAACAAAAAGCCACCUUGAUCUGUAUACUUUUUUUUCCACUUUGCUGUUACACAGAGCUCUUUAUUCCCCCUUCUUAGGGAGAGGUAAUUGUCAUGUAAGCCUUUAGGCUGCAUUUUAAUGCAAUUAUGCAUUGUCAUGGUCAGAAGAAAUUUAGAGGUCUAAAGAACUCUCAAGUCCUUGCAAAAACGGAAGUGAUAUAUCAAUUUAUUUCCUCUUGAAUUGACCCUUGUGAUAUUGGCGUUCCAACUACUGUGUCCACAAAGUUUCCGCUGCUAAAUUUAAGGUGACUGCACUGCUGUCACCGCAUCACAAUGAAAUUCAAAGUACACAAACCUAAAGAAGGCUUGAGCUACUGCAUAUAUCGCAAGUGCUCACCAGGGCUUUAUCCCUGAAUCUUACUGUAGCAUAAUUAACACCUCCUUCAUCCACUGCUCAUUAGUGCACUGGACAUUAAUGAGCCUAUUUAUUUUGAUACGAUUAUCUAAAGAAGGGACUCGUUUGUUCUUGCUGCGCAAAAAAGCAAUUAUAAGAUUGCAUAGAAAUCAAAAUGUAGGGUGUGUUGCUGCAUUUAUGCUUUUUUAUUGCAUCCCAGAUCUAAUUUUAGGUUGCAGGUUGUUGAGCAUGUUAGUUUUCCUUAAGACAGUUGCUAUAGUGAUCACAGUGAAUUCCUUUAAUCUUGGUGUAGUUAAAAUAUUCUUUUUCUCAUUGGUUGUAAUGAUGCUGUUAAGUAGAAGCAAAAUGUCACUCAAGUCAUAUUUUUGUCCAGUAGUUUAUUAGAAAUGACUUUCUUAAUUCCAAAUCAGAUGCCCUUAUGCAAUUGCUGUGCCUAGGCAUAAAAGCCAGUACAGUGGUACCUCGGGUUAAGAACUUAAUUCAUUCCGGAGGUCCUUUCUUAACCUGAAACUGUUCUUAACCUGAGGCAUGCUUUCGCUAAUGGGGCCUCCUGCUGCCGCUGCGCCGCUGGCGUGCGAUUUCCGUUCUUAUCCUGGGGAAAGUUCUUAACCUGGAGCAACUGCUUCCUGCUUAGCAGAGUUUGUAACCCGAAGCAUCUGUAACCCAGGGUACCACUGUAUAAUUUUCUCCAGGGACAUAUAUCUGAGCACUGAUCAACAGCACAGUCAAAUAGGCAGACCACUGGUGAUUAUCAGAGACAUAGAAUUGCCUCUGUUCGAGGAGCAGCAAGGAAAUUGAUUUGAAACAAAGCUAUUGGAUGAAUGUCCAGGGUUCCCAAAGCGUUUGUGCUUGUAUAGUUCCACCACAAACCACUAGAUGGCUAAAGGCAUUUCCAUAAACGUUACCCAAAUAUGACCUUGUAAAAAUGGGCCGCUGUAAUCAUAACACAGUUGUAAAACCUGAUGCUUGGCCAUUGAUUCAGCAUCGUUUGCAGCAAGCGAUUUUGAAAAGUGCAUAUGGAGCUCAAAUACAAGUAGAAGCAAUUUUGUUAGAAAACGCCAUUGCAGUCUUGGAUGGCUUCCAUGUUUUCUAGUGGAGCAGUCAGAAUCCAUUCUAGGAGUGUAAGUGUUAGUACUCUAAAAUAUGAAGCACCUUUUGAAUCUGAUACACUGCCAAGUAAUUGUAUCUUUAUCCUCAGUGUAAAUUCUUUAUUUGUGUUGUUUCCUAUCAAGUAAGCCUCUAGAGGACUGCAGUGUAGAAUAUUUAGUUAUGUUUUUACUUACUUUUUAUUUAUACUCCCUUUUUUGCUGUGGUUGGGCAUUUGCAGGUGUUCAUAAAUUAAAACAUCUGGUUCAAAUGCUGCUUCAAGAGUUUGGGAAACUGAUAAGAAACCAACGUUACAUAAAAAAUACUAGAUUUAUAACUGAAAUUUAAAAGCUGGCGCCGAUCUCUAAAAUACUAAGCUUUUGUAGUUGCUGUAACGGUGUCAUACAGUUGCCUCAAUCUAGGAAGGGAAAUCUAGGCAUGGGAAUGACUUUUCACAGGGAAAUCAUCUUUCCAUCAUUUUUCUACUGCAUGCAUAACAGGGACACGGGUACCAGCAACUGCUACACACACACACACACACACACACACACACACACAAUUUAUCAGAGGGGUACAUGGCCAGUGUCUCCACAGUGUCAGCUGUGACUUUAUUUCCUUCCUUGUCAGUUGAUCAGCUCUGAUAGUACAGGAGAUAAGAGCUGGAAAAGGAAUAGUGUCUGAGAAGCAACAGCCACAAGGCUGUUGCGGUGGUGGGUUGUUUAAUUUAUGACCCAUCCUUCACCAUAAGACACAAGUGGGUUACAACCAUUUAAAAUACAGUGUUAAAAACAGUUUUAAACCAUUAGUCACAAGGAUAGAGUGGGUCCUAAAUAUAAAUAUACAGUGGUACCUCGCGUUACAUACGCUUCAGGUUACAUACGCUUCAGGUUACAGACUCCGCUAACCCAGAAAUAGUACCUCGGGUUAAGAACUUUGCCUCAGAAUGAGAACAGAAAUUGUGCGGCGCCUGCACGCCAGCAGCAGGAGGCCCCCAUUAGCUGAAGUGGUCUUCAGGUUAAGAACAGUUUCAGGUUAAGAACGGACCUCCGGAACGAAUUAAGUACUUAACUUAAUUUUGGGUGUCAAAGGCCAGGAUAAGAGGUACAUUUUUUGCAUACAUUGGAAACUGUAUAGUGAAAUUGCCAGAUGUACCUCUGUGGGGAGGGAAUUCCACAACUUAGGGGCUAAUACUGAAAAUGCCCCCUCCUGGGCUGUUAAGCACCCCACCCCACCCUGGGUCCCAACCUCUUGGUACAUAUGCGCUUGGGGUUUUCUUAUCAGGAUUAUACAAAGCAUCAAGCCACCUCUUACAUACUCUCAUUUCUUUCUUCUCUUUUUAGUUGCUUCUGUUAGGAAGCACACAGUAUAUGCAUAUAUUUGGAUCUCACUGUCUGGAAAUCUAAAGUAACUUUUUAACCCGGGUGGGGAACCCAUCAAGUAAACGACAAUGUUAGGUUAAAAUUAUGUAUUUAAUUAGGCCAGAUAAUCAUAAGGAUAGAAGGAAUGUGCAGGUAUCUCUGCCCCCCUCCGAAACCCCACCAAAUAUUUUUGCCUUCAGUUACAUCUUACAUUGGACAACUUCAGUUACUCUGUGGUACUAAUGUGCAAAUAAUAGUUCUUUUUUGCAGACUACCCAAAAGAAAUGGCGUGGUGCUAAGCUAUUGGGCUUGGGGUGCAGGAUAGUGCUAACCCCUUUCAAGAAGCAGCAGGGGGCUGAGCAUGGUGUAAAUCUACCUACUAACUCCUGAGUUUUCAUUCAUUUAAUGCAAGUUCUAAAAAAAAUGUAAGACACCUUUGUCCCAUACUGUUUGGGGACUUUUUCUUAUAGAACUAAUUCCCCAAACUUUAUACUUUUGAUGGUUUGCUGUUUGUAUAAGGACACAGGUAGUUGCCUAAAUCUGAGUCACAUCAAAGAUCCAUCUAAUUUAAUAUUGUCGACACAGACCUGCAGUGGCCCAGGGUUUCAGGCAGUUUUUUGUAGUCUUACCUAGAGAUGCCAAGGAUUGAAUCUGGGACCCUUUGCCUACAAACUGGUGUUCUGCCAGUGAGCUACAGAUGUCCCCUUUUGAGUUAAUAUCAGCCAACAGGGUUGUCACCCUUUGUAAGUCCUCCAGCAACCACAUUAAGCUAUGCAGGUUGCGAGCUGAAAUGUGGGAGAAGGGUUCUUCAGCGUCUCUUUUUCUCUAACUUCAUGAUGAUGAGAACUUUGUUAAUUAGACAGGACUUAAACAUUUGAUGUGUCAUUCAUUAGCAAGUGCUUAAAAAAACUUUGGUUCAGGAGUACAAUUUAUGCUUUUAAUUUUCUGAACAAUAGAAUCUAUAGUUGAUGCUUACAGUGCAGUAGGAAAAUUCCUAUUUGUAGCUGUGUUUGUUACUCAUUGGCCUUAUGGCAGUGCUUACAAUGAAGAAUGACUUGCAUCACAUAAUAUUCCAACAAUAUACUCUUGCAUUUGUUAUUUCUCUCUUCUGCCAUGUAGGCAUAAAGGAUAUGUAAUCACCCAAAAGUUGUUUGUUCCACCCUCUGAUCCAAACAGUUUAAACUCUUGUUUGCUGCCCUUUGGUACCCAGCUGAAGAGCAGAACCGAACAGCUUCUGUAGCUUGGGGAUUGAAAGAAGAUAACCUCUGGAUUUGUUUUGCUGACCUCUGGAUUUCUUUUUAGCUCUACUUAUUUCAGUUCUGUGGGGUCUCAUUGGUAAUUCUAACCUUUGAAUCAUUGAUUCUCCUUAGUCCAUGCAGCUUUCCUACAUUUUGGGAGGCCUCUUAGGAAUGAAUCCUGGCUGCCUCUCUCCUGUGCUCUUAAUGUUUGCUUGGAGUCAUAGUCUGAUUCAAGCGCUGCUUCCACACAGAAAACAUUUGCAUUAGGAAGAAGCCUAAAAACUUUUGAGUGGUUCCUCAUCCUGUGAUCUCAUGCACAUCCUAUUUAACUUGCCACUGGCAUUCCCCUAGUGGAGAUGUGUGGUUGUGUGUUGAUGCACUUGUCUGUUGGUAUCAUUUCCUAAGGCUCAGUGUGGGUUUUUGCCAUGCUAUUCCUACAAAAUUGUAAAGCUGCAAUAUGCUCCUUUCCUUCAACAAGCUUUGCACAUUCCUAGUAAAUAAUCCUGCAAAAUAGGCUACUGUUAUUAUCCUCUUACCAUGGAUGGAGAGCUGAGAAUGUAGCUGGUAGUUGAGGUGAGAUAAACUGGGAGUUUUAGACUCUCAGCUCACACUACACUACACCGAUUCUCUUUGCUUUGAGAAAAAGGACAGUUGGAUCACUGCUAAGCAAAUCAGCUUGAAGGACUGAGGGCUAAAUUGAAAAACAACUUGUCUCUAGCAUUGUAGUCCUUUGUGUUGGUUGCCCCACAUCAGAAUUUGCAGUGUCUGUUUUCGACCCACCGGGUCCUUUCCGAAGACUCCAUAAGCAAAAUCAAGAGUCGCCUUUAUGGCUAUGGUUUGAGAGCUCUUCAGGAUUAAACAAAAAUAAGUAAAUAACAAAACAAAAACACCACCCCGAAAGUUGCCCACUGUAUAUUUACAGUUGUAAGUGACCUUGAUUUUUGUUCCCUUCCCUUUUUUGGUUUUGCUUGGUUUUGCUCCUGGCCAUGACACUGACAAGGUCGUCAUAAUCCAUCCGACAGUUUAUAGCCUCUUUCCUACUUGCAGGGAGUAAAAAGCAUCUGACUAGAAGGGAAUACAUGGGGAAAGUUCCUUGCUGACUAUAAUUUUGUUGUCAUUUCAAGUAUUCCAGUGGUAUAAUUGAUGUGACAGGACUGGGCUUUAAACAUGGUCCCUUAGCUUGUGCUCACUUUCAGAUUUAGUUUCCCUGUCAUUCAAUUUGACUAGGUAAGAUGUAGGUGACAAACAUGUUUUUAAAGUUACUGUGUGUGUGUGUGUGUGUGUGUGUGUGUGUGUGUGUAAACUUAAGCCAUCAAAAUAAGAGUGUAUAAAACUUAAUUUAUUUUUUCUCAACUGCCCCAAAAAUGUAGUAAUUGGUGUCACUUUACAAUACUCAACCGAGUUGGUGUGCUGAUGGCAGAGACAGCAGGUGGUUCUUUUUUAUUAAUAUUAUAAUUAAAUAAUUUUCUGGAGAAAGGCCAAAAACAGAUGUGAGUUGAUCGUGACUUCUCCACUGUUACUUGGUGCAAUCGCUUGUAUUUUCUACAAAGAAUUGACUUUGGCGUCUUGUUUUUACAGGUUGUUAUUGAUGCUUUCAGAUUGAUCAAUGCUAAUAUGAUGGUCUUGGGACAUGAACCAAGACAAACAACUUCAAAUCUGGGUCACUUAAACAAGCCAUCUAUCCAGGUAAAUUCAGUAUUUGGUAUAUAUGUGUCUAUAUAUAUAUAUUUAUAAUACAUAUUAUUAAUAUUUGCAUACACACACACUUUUUUUUUGGUAAAUGUAAUCUUCCUCCAUAACCCUAUCUGAUCACUGAGGUCAUUAGACAAGGCCAACAUGUUUCUUAUAUUUGUCCUAUCAUUACUUGGAGCAGGGUAUUUAACAAUAAAACUCCAUCUUUAUGGAACAUUCUUCCUCCUGAAAUUAGAUAGGUACCAACUGCAGUUUGUUUUUGUUUAUCCAGGCAUUCCUAGGUUGUUAAUAUCAGCUUUGUAGGCCACCAGCCUUUGUGUAAGUUGUUGAACUGUAUUUUAAACAUUUGUUAAUUUUAUAUUUCAUUUUAUAAUACACUGAUUUGAGCAUUUUGAAUAUGAAAUGGCUUAUAAAUACAAUAAAUUACAUUUAUAAAAUACUGACUCUUACUAUAGAGAUGCAAUAUUACAGCCAAAGUUAAGAGAUUUCAUUUUGCAUAAAGAUCUAUAGUGACUCAUUUUUACGGCUGCCAUGCCCCUUGUUUUUCCAGAGAUCACAUGCAGAUUUAUCAGAUUUUUAUAGGUGUGUGUUAGAAUAAAUUAUUUCCACAUCGUUUUGUUUUAAACACUGAUGCUUCUUCUGUUCUCUCUUUCUGUUGGUCCUAGUUUUUCAUAUAAGUGCUGGGUUCAUAAGGGCAGUUCCAUUGAAUCAUCAAAUUAAUUGCUUGGAAUAUCUCUGCUGACUUCAGUAGCUCUGCUAAACAAAUCUGUACUUAUGGGGUUAUAGCUUGCCUCCAUUAGCACUUCAAUCUUAGCUCUUCAGAAAAUAGGCCUUUUUGGAUAUUUCCUCAUAACCUGAGAUUUUAUUUGCAGUGUGAUCCAAAAUACAAGUCGUGGGUUUGCAGGCAUCCUCCCAUGUUCUCUUUAACCACGGGUAGAAGAUAAAGGGGAUAAUUCAUUCUAUCCAAAGUUGUGCAUGUAAAAAGCUUAAUAGUCAAGUUACAUGCAAUUUGUAUGUAUCUUGGGGUUUUUUAAUGAUUUUUUUUUACUGUCUACAGUAAACCACUUAGAGAACUUUUGUAGCCGUAAGGCAUAUAAUUUUUAAAAAUAAAAACAAACGCCCUAUGUUAUUUUAUCUUGUAAGAAUAAUCUGGCAUUUAAGACUACAGUUCUUGGAGUUGGAUAUAAACAGAGCUCCAUACAGGAAGCUUCUUGUUUCUUAAACAAGCGUUCCCUCAUGAAUGAUUAAUGCUUUGUCGCUAUCAUUCUCAUGCUCUAAUGACAAUAAUUUCAAAAAAUAUAUAUAUUAUUUUUUCUUUCAAAAUGAAUUUUAAAAGGCCCAGAUAGUUGCCACAAAGAACCUUAAUUAUUUCUCCAAAGAUUAAUUACAGGAGCACCAAUAGCAACAUAUGCUGUAAACACUGAACUUGAAAACAGCAUAGUACCACUGUUGAGUUGGAAUCAUAGGCUCCAGCAUUUUCUCUCACCCUGGAGACUUCCUACCUAGUCAUAGUCAUAAACUCCUCAGACUUCAAAACGUAUAUUGGUAGCAUUAAUGCAGUAGCUUAACAAAAUAUUGAGCAAACCAAAGAAUGCUUGUUUAAUAAGGUGGAAGUAUAUUACUCAAUUUGAAUCUGUGCAAACUGCAAAUCAUAAUGAGUAUAGAAGAACCCACUAAUGUUUUUGAUUGGGUGUGGGCAAGCCUGUGCUUGUCUGUUUCUAGAGAAUAUAUUACUGGGCUUUUCAAGGCAGCAUGUAAUGACCUCUCCGGCAAACCCCAAAGUGUCAUGCUUCAUUAUUAUUUUGUUUUAGAGAGUUCAGUAAUACCUUGGUCUCAGAUCAGCUGUUAAAAGCAUUGCCAACCUUUGCAGGUUCUUUAUUCCAAGCCCAAACCUAACAAUUUGUAUAUUCCAACAUUCCUUCUAAAUUACCAUCCAUUAAUAUGUGUCAUUCCUUAGAAACAAGAAACAAGAAUUCAAAUAGUUAUGUGUCUGCAUGUGGAAUAACAGCUCUUGUCGUAUAGGAUUUUGUUGUAGCAGCUCCUACUGUCAAAGAGACAAGCUGCUGUUUGGCUUCUAAAAGCGAUUCUAUCUUUUUAGUGAUAGAAACUGUGGCACCAGAACAGGCAGAAAACCCUCUGUCCUUCAAAACACAGCAAAUCUCAGUUGAGGCUGUGGCUCUCCCUUGUGCAGAUCUGAUGUUACUUUGGAUCCUGGCCAGAAACAGUUACAUGCAUUUAUUUAACUUCCGUUUGAGACAAAUACUCAUGUUAAAAGUUUAACUAUUGUCAUGUGAAAAUUGUCUGCUUUGCUUAAGGCCAUUUUAAGAUUGUAUUUUACAUAACUGCACCAAAAUUAAAAUUUUGGGUGACAGAAUAGGAGUUGUAUCCAAUGUUGGUCCUACUCAGGGUUGUCUCAUUGAAAAUAAUGAACAUGUGUACUUUGGGUCUAUUAAUUUCAGUAGGUCUGAUCUGAGUAUAACUUAGACAGAUACAUCCUUACUAAAAGGAUUAAUCAUCUUCUAUACCUAGUUAUAGUCCCCUACUUGUACUCUUUGGAAAUGUGUGUUUCAUUUUGGAUGCGUUUCUAGCAAAAUAUAAAGUACAGCAAAAUAUGUAAUUGAUGGCUAUAUGUUUGGGCAGCUUUGGAUAUGGAAACCUAAACAACUUUCAGGAAAGUUUUUCAAAUUACAGCUCAAGUCCAUGUUUCUAGACUUUAAUCAGAUUCUUGCAUGUAUUUAGUAGAAAUUAUCAGAUAUAUUUUAUUUAUUGCUUUUAAAUGUUCUAGGCGUUAAUUCAUGGAUUAAAUAGACAUUACUACUCCAUUACCAUCAACUACAGGAAGAAUGAACUAGAACAGAAGGUAAGUUUUGUUCCUAGCGUAUUUUCAAUUGUUUGGGGUAUUAUUUAAAAAAUUGCUUGCAAAUGGCUGAAAUUGACUUACAGCAUGCUGCAGUGUUGUGAUAAGAAUUUUAAUUUCUAAUAUCUUUUGUUGUCAUUUAUGUCAUCCUCCCCCCCCCUUUACGUCAUAUGGUGAAUGCAUUACCUUGCCCAAAUGAACCUCAACCUGAACUUCAUUGUGGAAUUCUACAUUUCUUCCAGAAGGCACCUGCAUGCCUAACUAGUGAAUGCUAAAUAAGUUUUUGGUGAAAAUCAGUCUGUCUUAAGUCAAUAAUUUAGGAACAUCUUUGUUUAAAUGAUGAAGGAAAUGUGGCUAUUUUUAAACCCACAUAUUUCUAAAUGCUAUUUUCCAUUUCUUUGGUCCUGCAUGUAGAGAAUGAGGUAUUCCCUAAGGUGUAGAACUUUUAUAGAUUACCACCAGUAUCUUGAAUUGUCUUUGAAAACAAGCAGAUUGUGUAGUUGCUACAGUACAGAAUGAAUAUAUUUAUGCCUUCCACUACCUGAGAGUGGCAUGGUAUAACAUUCUGCAGUGGUGGAAUAUUCCAAAGAAAUUUUCAGGACAGUCAUAUGUAAACUCUAUUCCAAAAUCAGUCCUUACAAAAUCAUGAAUGAUGAUGUCAAGGUCCUUGUUUCAUGAAAACUUAAGUUUUGUAUGAUCCAAUUAGAAUUUUUCCUUAAACUUGCUGAGGUAAUAUUGAGAGGCACACUUAAGUUGUUCAAAGCUGAACAUAAGAAUAACUGCUGGCAAGUUAAUAAUUCCUUGUUGUACAUCAUACUCUUUUGUUGUUGUUGUUUCAUUACAACCAAAAUCUUUUCUGUGCUUCAAAUGAUACAAUAAAAAAGUUGUUCUAGAAUUCUAUAUACUGGUUUCUGUAUACUGCUAGUUUCCUUUCUGCCUUACAAAGUCUACUAAUUUCCCCCAAAUGCAGAAUGUUAUUGUAUGGUAUGACAGCAAUAAUAGAUUCCACUUGGCUUGUUCAUCACUGUCGGUAAAUGUUUUUUAGUAGAAUCUAGUUGGUGCCCUUGCAGUCACAGAAGAGCUUUGAUCCAAUUGAUGCUUUCACAAACAGAAGAGACUGGGAUUUUUGCUGAUUUGCCCUUCCACCAAGUUCUAGAGAGUCCCUCAGCUUUCUGGAGCCAAUUUUCAGUGUAAGGGGAUGCUGAGGACUGCAGGAGGGAAUGGUUUGUUCUGUUAUUAGAAGCAUCUACUGGAUCAAAAGCACCAGGGUGCCAACUAGAUUCUGCCCUUUAAGACAGCCUCUUUCUAUGUCAAGUAACUCCCAUGCUAGUUAUUGGAGGGUAUAGAAAUUAAAUAAAGGCUGUAUUCAAACAUUACAGUUACAUAGUUUUAUUGACAAACAGAAUCUAUCCUUUGUCUUGCUUGGAACCACCUCAUUAAAAGUGUGCAAGAACCAGAUGACAAACUCUUUGCCAAUUCAAAAAAUUUUAAAAAGGAGAAAUGAAAUACUUUUGUGUUAGUGUUGGACCUUCUGUAAUAGACCUGUGCUUUCAAGACAUUAAGAAACCUACAGAUGAAUGGUUCCUUUGGAUCUUAGUUCCUGCAGAAAAACCUUUUUCCCCCCCUCUCUGCUCUACAUUUUGGAGUCUAGGCCUUAGAACUAACCUGAGGAGAUUGUAUUUUUGUUCAUUACACUGCGAGCACUUUUGUAAAGGCGAGAACAGUAAUUGCCAAGUGUGACACAGAAGAGAUUUUAGGAUUCAGGGCUAUUUCCAUUAACAUGUGAAGUCUUCACCUAGUGUGCAGGCAUCCAUUUCAGUCCAGUGUCCUUCUCUGCACAUUCAUGACUUCAUUCUCAUGACUGGGAAUCGGACCUCUGCAAUUCUGACACCAAUUAUGUAUUGGAAGCUGAUAGUCUGGCAGAAUGCCUGAAACCACAUGAUCACAAACCAUUUUUAGCACUCAAUUGGGUCUUUAUAAAUCCCCCUGUGAGGGUGGGUUCAAGUUUUACAAUUAUCUUUUAGAGCAAACAAUUUCUCUCUCAUCAGAUGAUCUCCAAUGGAUACUCAACUCUGGGGUGAGGAGUCAACUUACAAAACAGAAAAAUGAUCUGUGAUAGCCCCAGUUAAUUCAGACUUGGCAGCAGUGUUCUAAGCACUUUCCGUCACCAAAAACUUUCCUGUCUCUUGCCAUGUGUUGCUUCAAAUCCUGAUAGACAUAGAAAAUCUGCUUGAUUCUUCACAGUUCAAAGUUUAUUGCAUAACUGAGGCCACAAUUACUAAUACCCAAACUCCUGCUCUCAUCUAGAGUAAGCACUUCCACAAUCAGUAAUACUUUGUUGACUUUCCUCACCAGAUGUUGCUCAAUUUACAUAAGAAGAGUUGGAUGGAAGGUUUAACCCUUCAAGACUACAGUGAGCACUGCAAACUCAACGAGACAGUAGUGAAGGAAAUGCUGGAAUUAGCAAAGAACUACAACAAGGUACCACAGUAUGCCAUUGCUUGAGCUGGGGUGCCCCAGACUUGGUUUUGCCUUUGGAAUUCCAGAUUCAGAUAUCCAGUCUACAUGUACUGGUGGGAUAGCUGUUCAUCCUUUAAAAAACAAAGAAUAAAAAUCAGGGCACUUAGUAAAAUCAGGCCAAAAACCCCAAACUGAAAUGGCAUUGUUGAACAUUAAAAGUGUCUAAGAAGUGAGCAUGAAAUUGCCAGCCCUGCUGGCAUCUGCUUUCUUUUUUAAAAAGGUAGAAAAGUGCACAACAUAGACAGGCUUAGCCUUUAUAAUAUAUAUAAACAUGUUGCAAACCUAGCGAGAGAGAAGGGCUUAUCCCAUCAGAAGCAAGAUCCAAUGAUACUUGCGUGUUCCUUGCUAGUUGUGCCACUUCCUUCCAUCCUCCGGUUGUCUCCCCCUCUAUCAGAAGUUAGGCCCCUGCCCUGAAGAGUGUUUCCUUUUUCAUGUCAGUCUGUGAAGGGUGGUGUACAUUGUUAGCACCACAGAUAUAAAUGCUACACUUCACAGACCACUUACAGUGGCAAUGAAAGCACUGUUAUACGGGGUGGGGGGUGGAGAUGUGGGCCUUGACUGUUUCCCUAGCACAGCUUCCUUUUUCAUUGGGUAUGUAGUGAUUAAAAUGAUGCUGUCACUUCAGCUUCAGCCUUAUAAAAGAACAUUUAAUUUUGGGGGGCUCCUGAUUUAAUAAGAUCUCAAAUGCUAACCUUUUCUGCAUAUCCUUCACAGGCUGUGGAGGAAGAAGAUAAGAUGACACCUGAACAGCUGGCAAUAAAAAAUGUUGGCAAGCAGGUGAGGUGUAAUGAAUUAUACUGACGUGAAAUAACAUGUUUUGUGUAUUUUUGUUUAGUCACAUGCUGAUGAUUUUUCCUUUCUCCUUAACUCCUUACAAAUGGUGCACUUAUUUCCACUGAAACAAAUUAUUUGAAGUCUUUGACUUGAGAUAGUCUCAACAGUGGGGCAUAAAAUUGUCAUUUGGCAUCUGCCACUGUUUCAUUUGGUAUUUUUCUACCUAAAUAAACCAUCUGGCAUCCUAUCCUUAAAAACAGUGGGUUUUCCCUAGUAUUCCUGCACUUGGGCACCAAAGCCAAGAGAACAAGAAUAUCCAUAUAAAAUUCUGUCAUCAGCACAAAAAUUCAGCCAUUACCAACGCUCAAAGCCCAUGUCCUUUGGAUUUUAGGACGGUAAAUUUGGAUUGUUACUAUGAAACCUAAUCCUUGAACCCCAGAGUACUACUUGACUUGUUCCUUGUGCCAUAGAGAGCUGGGAACGCCUUCUUUUUCAAAUGACAAUCCCCUGUGCCAAAGGCCAUUCCAGGGGGGGAGGUAUUCAUAAUCUGUUUCCAUUUACUUGGAAGUAAAGUUGCCAGGUUGCCUGCCAAAUAACCCCCCAGGGACCUUAAAAUCCAUGAUGAGGGAGUGAGUUAUCCUGCAGGCCUUCUUCCAUUGUACACCCCACCCAGCUGCAUCAUGUGGCAAGCUAAAGGUAUAAUAACAUGGUAACUAAUAUGGGGAUGAUUUAAUAUUGUCCUACCUUACAAGGUAGUGGAUGUAAGGGCAGCACUAUUUGAAUAUUACCAGGUGCUAUGCAAAUACCCAAUAUUGAGUCUCAUGGCAAGGACUUGGACAUGAGUUUCAGUGAACAGGGUGCAUAUCCAGGCAUUUCUAGAAAUGGCUGUGUAGGAAAGUCAGGCAGGGCUUUUUUUCAGCUGGAAGUCACUGGAACUGAGUUCCAGCACCUCUUUGUUGCAUUUCAGCACCUCAUUGGUGCAUUCCAGCAGCUGUGUAGUUUUGCAGUGCCAUCCCCCUGCAUGGUGCUCCGGGCUGCAGGCAGCAGGGUGAUUUUGGCGGUGAAGGUUUUUAUGUUAUCCCUGUGGCAUUGGGUCAAGCGGGCAAACAAGGGGGGGGGGACACACUCAACAACUCACCCCGCUUAAAAAGGGGGAGUUCCAGCACCUCUUUCUAGAAAAAAAUCUUCAUCAAUCCGAAAGGGCAUUUUUGUUGAAGGGAGGAAACAAACUAUUCUGAUACUCCAGAAUGUGGGGGGUUGAAGCUUUUUACAAACCAACCAACAAACCCCUUUUGUUUGAAGAAAGAGACAGUACUGAGGUUUACUAUGGGUUGUACCCAGCACCGAUCAAGCAGAUUUCUGCUCAGAAUGUCCCUUUCUUUUCCUCCACCCUGUACCCCCCCAACAAACCUGAUUUGGAGGGUCAAACCCUCUGGAGCAGAUUUUGAAAAGACUACUAAGGGUGGAGCUACAGGCAGAGGAAAGGAAAGUUCUGCUGCACAUGCAGAAAUCUGUGGAAAUGGAACUGCAGCAUUGCAUGCAGCUAUUUACUUAUAAAUGGUUAUAGCCAUGGAACAGAAUAUGUUCCCUUAUCAUGUCAUUUAAAAAUUGUGCUGCCUGAGCAAGUACAUCUACAUCUAUAGCAGGUAUGCAGGGUAGAAAUGAAGUUUAGGAAGGAUGAGCUAGUUAUCUCAGCUACAGAUCUUUUACUAUCUGUCAUCUUGCUUGGAUCCAGUUGCCUUGAAUUGUGGUUACCUGAAGAAUUGCCUUCUCCCAUCCACACUUGCAUUGAUCUUGUUUGGAGGCCUUCAGAUUCCCUCUUCUAAUGUAGAGAGGCAGGCUAAAGAAGGUCUUUUUGCAGUGGUGAUGCAGUGGAAGACUUGACAGGUGCCCAUCCUGAGGUCUUUAUAGCCUUGGGAGAAGGGGGCCUCUUAAUUACAAUCUAAUAGGUGCUUCAGAUAUUAAAUGCAGUUUCCUCUUGCUGGGUUUUAAAUCCUGUUUUAAAUUGUUUUGGCUGCUUUUUAUGCCAAUUUCAAGUUGGGGGGGUGGGGUUGCUAGGCUUUUUGCCUUUGUGAUUUAUUGUGUUUGGAUUUAGUGGUUUUAAUUGCAAAUUGUAAUUUGUGUUGUUGUUUUUAAAUUAAACUACUCAGGGGACUUAGUUGGAUGGGCAGUAUACAAAUGUAAUAAACCUAAGUUGCAGCUUUGGACAACAGGAGAGGCUGAGAAGACAAAGUCUUGUUCUGGCUGUGUCAUUGGGUUUGCUUAUUAACCAGGUUCAUCUUGGAAAGCAUAACUAAUCUUGGCAAAAGAUAAUCCUCCUUUGUCCAACUGUGCAGUUUCUUAACGGAGGCACAUGAAACAGUCAAAGAGUGGACAAAAAUAAUGUUUAAUUCAGUAGCAAACUAUGGAUACGCUACUUGUUUGCAAAUCAAAAUUUUCUAAAAAGAGCAUUUUAGCAUCAGGGUUUUCCCCCCCACUUCACUAUCCCUCACCCCCAAUCUGUAUUUUAUGAUUUGUUUUCAUUUAUUUAAUUGGAAAGCACUUUUGAUUUGAGUGAGGAUAUCUUAAAAUAACAUGGGAUGGAGUCCCAGUUCCAUUGGAAGCAAAUGGCAAAGCUCCCAUUGAUGUCAAUGGAGCCCAGAAUUCAUUAAUGAACUUGAUAAAUGAAUAAGAACAAGACAGUGUUAUGAUGGAUUGUUGAAAUUCACUAUUAAUUUUCAACGCAAUGCAUACCCAGAUAUUUAGAUAAGUAUCUUUUUCAACAGGGUGACAUGAUUAUGGUUUAAUAACAACAUUGCAUUUUGCAGUGUGGUACUGUACAUGCCUACUCAUUGAGUUCAGUGGGGCUUACUCCUAGGUAAAGGGCUAUGCGAUUGUGACUGAUCUGAUGCAGCCUGCUAGUGUUGCAGUUGGAUUAAGGGUCAGACUACUUUUGACACGGCUCAUCAGUUCUUUCCCCCAACAAAUUGCGCUUUCAGUCUCAGUAGCUACAAGAAGAUGGGGUGGAGCGUAUGUGGGGCGCCUUUAUUCUCUCGCUGCAGAUGAGAAAGCACCUUGUUAGUGUGGCUUUCAACAGACAAAUUGUAGGAAUUGUGUUGAGCAACCCAUUAUCCUCUAACCACUCUUCCCGCUCUUAAUUGCAGCCUCUGAGGCUGUUUUGCACUUUAAAAAACAAAAAAAACCUUGCUUAUUUGGCUAUGGCUAUUUUCAUGCUGAUCUGUUGCAACUAUUAUUACUAUGAUUUAUUUAUUAAAAUUGUAUACUGCCCUAUAUCCGCAGGUCAACGAGCACAGUCAACAUGGGGGAGCAUAGUCUUGAAUAGCAAAUGUUGUCCUAGUAGGUCCCUAUAUAGUAACUCCCUGCCACUACCUCUUAUUUAACUGCCCUAAAGCAACCGCAAGGGGGAACUGCUGUGUUGGAACAGGUUUUGAAUGGGGUGCCCUUUAAUAUGAAAAAGCACCACCAUACAAGGCCACAGUCCUGUGUUUAUGGGCAGUGUGGGUCUGAUUCAAAACAGUUGCAGACAAUUAAUGUUCACGCUGCUGAAGAUCUCCCCUGGCACUUCAUGGUGGUAGGCAGGUCUGAAAUUUAAUAAGUGAAGAAGAAGAUGAUGAUGAUGAUGAUAAUCCCCAGUCAAGAAUCCUCUGCACAUUCCAGUGUUGUCACAGAGCUUUCUGUGCAAUGUAGUCCCCCCCCCCCCAAUCACCUGGAUUGCACACAAGGAGCUGCCCAAGCCAGUACAAGGAGUGGGAAAGCUAUUGCACGUGUGGAGGGCUUCAUUUAUCCAUCAUUGUCCUCCACUCCUAUAGCCACAAGAAUUGCCCAUCAAUGUCAGGAUAUUAAGGGGGAAAGAAGUAUGUCUCUUAUUGUUAGGUCCUCAUUUGUUCAAAAUGCCACUUUCAGGACAAUAACAUGCUUAGUUUGUAUGAACACUGUGCAGCCUCAAUCUAACGCUUAAGGUUUUUUAAUUACAAACUACUUCAAAUAGCUUGCAUAAGAGAACCCUGAGUUUUAAUUGCUUAUUGAUGCCAUCAGUUCUGCCGUGGAAUAGAAACACAGAACAAAUAAUUGCAAACGUGAUGUUCCGAUAAGGUCUACGAAUAAUAUUUUCUACUUGUAUUUUAGGACCCCAAACGUCACUUAGAAGAACAUGUGGAUGUGCUGAUGACUUGCAACAUUGUCCAGUGUUUAGCAGCUAUGUUGGAUACUGUUGUAUUUAAAUAAUGACUUGCUUGUAAAUGCUGUUCCCAGUCUCUGAUCAUCCAUUGUUUCAAGCACUGAGACUAAGAUAUGUUUGGAUGUCAAAGACAUCAUUUGCAGUCUAAGAGCAUCUCUCUAACACCUUUUCAUCUCAGUUUAUGCAAUUACUUUGGAUAUGUUUUAUGUCAGGGUCUUUGCAAAUUCCAGAGCAAUUCUGGAACUGAGUUAAAAAUGUGGUUGGGGUUUGGUGUGGUUUUUCAUUUAAUAUUUGGAAGAAAAUCAGCAGUAUAUAUAUUUUGAUUAUUGCCAUAUAGGUGUUUUUUUUAAUAACCGUAGUGUUCUGCUUGUGUUGUUCAUAAAUUGGGGAGGGUAUAUUGUUGACAAUAUUGUACAAAGUUCAACAAGCAAAGAAAUAUAUUUCAGUAAGCUGAUGGGACAUGGAGACCUGUGGCAUGUGGUCAUUUGUUGUUGCGGCACAUAUCUCUUCUAUGCAUAGGCAGCACUAAUGUGGUCUUAUUGCUUUCGGUGUGAGGGAGGACUGAACCGCAGAAACUUUACAAGAGCUUGUCAGUCUUGAAAUAUAUACCCAAAGUAAUACUAGGGCACUUCUAAGCUCUUAUCAGCACUGAGUUUGCUUCUGUCCUUUCCCACUCCCGUCUGAAAUUAUAACUUUUCAGGUCAGAGGAGUGUGGCUUCCAAGCAGACAUGAGCCUGUGUAUGUGGCCUUUGACCACCGGGCAGGGCAGUUCACCUUAUUAGAGAAUGACUUCUUAAAUUUGUGCAAAAGGUGGAAACAAGAUACAAUGGUAUUGAAGAGAAUUUGGAUUGCCUAGCUUGACGAAUGGCCCCUGCAAUGUGCUUAUUAAAAACCUUGAAAUUGGAGGCAGGUUUUUUUGAGAAUGUAUACGGUGGCCCAGUUAAUUUGAGCUAUCAUUUUGAGCAAAGAGGAGAGGGGCAAUUUCACAGCAGCUAACCCGGACACCUUUAUGGGAUGUGUGCUGGAAAGGGGCAGUGGGAAAGCAAGAUUUUGAAAGAAGCAUGCUAAACCCAUCAAAUGCUGCACAAAACAACUAAUCUUCUAAAACCCUUGUGAGCUAUUCAUGAAACUGGCUCAAGCUUCCUGGCAUAGCUGCUGUAAGCGAUGGUGAGCGUCUAUUUCACUACAGCUCUGUAAAGUACAGAAUUCAGUAUCUCAAAAACUUUCAUUUUCAGUCGCUUUCCCCCCUCCCAACUUUUUGUUCUUGCUCUUGGGACUGCAAAGAGCCUUGAAAGUGUAUGUGAAUUCAGAAAAAAGGGUAGUGUACGCAAUGCCAGAGUAACAAACCUAUUAAAAACAAACUUGCCAUAAAAUACAAUGAUUCUUUGUCAACAAAUUCUGCGAAACACCAAAUCAAAAACAUGCCUUCACAAAUUCUUUUUGGGUUAAAUCUUUUACUGUUAUUAUUUGUAAAAAAGAAACUGAAAAAUACACAUUUAAUCAAACAAGGAUUUGCACGUUAAAAACCAUAAGAAAAGAUGGAACCAUCAAGACUCGUUCAAGAGAGAUUUUUAACCUCUGAAAAUAGUUUUGUAAACAAUCUCUUGCUGAUAGAUUCGAAGGUGAAUAAAGGAAGAGAAAUUUACCAAUAAAACAACCCCGAUUUGUCUGUUUUCUUUCACUCUUAGAUAAUUUUUAACUUCAGCCACUACAGGAGAAGUCCACAUCUUUGCUGCCCACUUUUUAAAAAUGUGCUUGCUUCCAGUAUCCGGUGCAUAAAGUUCUGGUAACUACUGUCAUUCAUGCUGUCUUUGUAUUCGCUCUUGAAUAUGCAUUGGCAAAAGACAGCUAACAUAUAAAGUGUAAUAGAAUAACAGUAACUUCCCUGUCCCCUAGAAUUGUUAGCUUUCUGUUUGAAUUAAAAAAUUCUUUUAUUUUGUAGUCAGAAUGCAAGCCGUUGGAGCACUACAGUUUUUACACCUCACCUAAAGUAGUAGAAUCAGAAUAAAUGAAUGUGAAACAAGCAAUAUUGAUGCAGAUUGCAAAACUUUUGCUAUCUAGGCAUAAGAUGUGGGGUUUUUUUGUUUUUUGUUUUAAAAGCAAUACACACAGCCUUGAAGAUGUAAAGGAUUUUUAAUUAAAUUGAAGACUGCAGCUGAAGAGGGCUGUUUUAAUUGAUUGGGAGAUAAAAAAUAUAUACUGUACAAGCAUUAAAAGGAACAGCUGAGGGAGUUGGGUAUGUUUGGCCAGGAAAAGAGGAGAUUGAGAGGAGAUACAGCAGUCAUCUUCAAAUAUCAUCUAAAGGGCUAUCACAUGGAAGAUGCAGCAAGCUUGUUCUCUCCUGCUCUGAAGGGUAGGACCCAAACCAAUGGAUUCAAGUUGCAAGAAAGGAGACUAAACAUCAGAAGAACUUUCUGACAGUAAGAGCUGUUUGACAGCGGAACAGACUCCCUUGGCAGGUUGUGGACUCUCCGUCCUUGGAGGUUUUUAAGCAGAGGUUGGAUGACCAUCUGUCAUUGAUGCUUUGGUCAGGAUUCCUGCAUUGCAGGGAUUGGACUAGAUCACCCUAGGGGUCUCUUCCAGCGCUACAGUUCUAGGAUUCUAAUAUUUGGGAGAUGAAUGCACCUGAUGCAUGGCUUCAACAUCCCUCUCCCAAAUCACUGUGAUUUACCUUGGAAAAUAAUUCACUGUGAAGCUAAAAUUGUCCAUCAAAACAAAAGAAGUACCACUUCCCUCUUCAGCUCUGGCCGUUUUCUCCCAUCAGCUUAGUUUCAUUUCUCAGAAAAGGUAGGGGGAAAGCUUGCGCAUUUAACUUGAAGGUGGGGAACCUCAGGUGCGGGAGGCAAAUGCAGUCCUCCAGCUCUCUUCAUCUGAUGUUGGGACAUUCCCAGGCUGCAGUCUUCAGUGCUGCCCUGUGGCUUCCUCAAGUGCCUGGCUGGAAUGUUCCCUGGAACUGUCACAAUGCCUUUGCUUGCCAGAAUGGAGAGCCCCAUCUACCACUGGCAUAUGCAGGGAUGCCAACAGGAUUUCCUGCACCCAGUUAUUGUUCCCCCUGCUAGUCUGCUAUACCUUACAAGUUGGGUAGAACUGCUUUUUAAGUACACAUGUUUACUCGGUCUAGCUCACCACACGAGGUUGCCGCUAAAAUGUUAUUCACAGAUCACACAAAAAUAAGCAUGCCUAAGGUCAGAAGAAGAGCCUCCUUGCUUUAACUGCAAAAUUUCCAGAGUCCUGAUAUUUACAGCAAAAUACAAAAACAAAAUCAAAGUUUGCCAACCCUGAUGAAGAACAACGAGCAAGAAUAAGAAUCUAUAAGUAUGCAGAGUCUUACAAGUUUUAAGUGUCUGAACUACCAACUCUCGGCCUAGCCUAUCCCACUGGACUGUUGUGAAGAUAAAAAUAGGGAGUGGGAGAAGAAAACAGCGUACACAGCCCUGAGCUCCUGGAAGGAAAAGCAAGGUACAUAUAUGCAAUGGCAAGCAACUAAUACUGUAAGCAUGUGACAUUUCACAACUCAGCUUGGAAAACUUCCUAAACUUGAUAGUUCCCCCACCCCUUCUAAAGUAUAGCCUGUUAGAAUUUAGAUUGUGGCUGCUGCAAGGUAUUUGAUGAUCUUAGGUUCUAUUUUCUGGUUAAGUUUGUAUUUUCUAUUAUAAUUACUAUAUAUUAAUAAACAGCAAUGAUGACAUGCAGACCAGUGAUGACACGGGUGGGGGGGUAGAGCGAGACAUGGAAUAUUGGAGGAGAGGGGUCAAUUUCAAGGAAGUAGCUUCCAAAUCAUGCCAAAAACAGCCAAUUGUGUUUUAUAGCAUAAAGACAGCUCACAGGGAGUGAAUGAAAUAAUGUGGACACAUAAUGUGGAAAUAAUGUGUACUGGAAAGUGCUUAUCCCAGUACACAUACAGUCUUCCAUCUGGCUAGCAGCAACAAUAAUGAACUGCUCCUGUUUCUUCUUCUGUUCUUGGAGGCCUCCCUCCCUACUCCCAGGUGAGGGUGGUGAGCAGUCCUUCCUCUGUUUGCUUAGCAACAGCAAUUAAGUUGUGUAAGCAAGCUUAGCAACAGCAGCUUCUUUGUAUCUGGCUGAUGGAACCUUUGAAAUUUGCCUCCACUCUUUGCUUUCUAACUUUCUUCAUAGCUAUCUGUUUGACUGCUCUUUUUUCUAAAUGAAAGUGAAGUGGUUCCCCCACUCCCAAUAGCUUGCAUCCUUGUGCAUGUGUGCCCCCUGUAUGCCCGUGUGAGCAGCCCUGAAUAUACAGUCCCAGGUUUCUUAUCAGGGAAUGUGGCCCCCUGUCUAAAAAGAAAAGUCCCCCACCCCUGUUUAAAUGUUUGGAAAGACCAAGGCCUCAGAACAACUUGGAAGCUUAAGAGUGUCCCUGAUCAUCUUUGAGACACUGAUGCAUAAAUGUGAGAUCAUGACCC